This is a messenger RNA of Pelobates cultripes (western spadefoot toad), 56286 nucleotides long. The record is from the annotation of a GenBank genome assembly. NCBI's taxonomy places the organism in Eukaryota, Metazoa, Chordata, Amphibia, Anura, Pelobatidae.
GUGGGAGAGGGUGGGGGAGAGUUACUCACACUUACCCAGACAGAGAGCUGACUCUGUCAUUCAAACCUUGCACUGUGCACAAAGAGCUGUGUGCGAGAGAUGCCUCUGAGUGACUGACACCUUAGUGUCACUACUGUCCUGUCCUCAGCCCGAGUCUUCCCCCCGUGUCUCCCCUGUGCACCGUCUGGCUCCAGCAUGGGAAAGUUGCAGUUUGUGAAAUUAAUCCUCCUGGUUUAUUUGUGUUUCCCGUACUUUGGCAAUUCAGCCAGGCAAGAACUGCAAGGUAAGAGGAAUCUGUUCUCCCUGGGAUUUCCAUCAAGCUGUCUGUCUUUAACCAUUAAAAAUACACGUGUCGCUGGAGAAUGGCCAUAUCCAUUGCCCCAUUCUCUAUCUUCCCCUGUAUUAUCACACAGAAUAGCAGAGGGUUCUAAAAAUUAGAAGUACAUCCAUUGACAUCCUUUGGGAUGCCUGUACCAUGCUCCCUGGAUCAUUCUGUAUCCAAGUGUGUCCUGCGCACGCGUAACCCUUUCUGUCCCAGCAACAGGAGAGAGAUGCCCUCUUAAUUACUGAUGUACUUUUAGGAGGAGGUUUUAAGACCAGGCGUCUCUUUAUAGCUCUAAGUAGGUCCAUUGUGGGUAUCAAAAGGUUUUGAGUAAGGAUUCUUGGAGCUGCUUCAGUUAGUUUGUACCGUAUACUUUACCAUUAUAUUUCAAUGCAACACUGCGGAGCAUGUUGGUGCUAUAUAAAAAAUAGUAAAUAUUAAUAUUGUUGUAGCUGCAGAUGAGGCGAGGGUUUUUAGUUGAUCAGACCUGGAGAGAUACCAAUGCUACAAACUCACAUAUUUUAGGUGUUUGAAAGUUGUUGUUUUUUUAAUUGGAAAUGCAAGAAUAAUGCAGAUUUUAUUCCUGGCUUGACAUCUGAAGCAUCUCAAAGCCAGUAAUUGGCACCUUGGUGAGUGACCCCCUCCAGAAAGAAGUGUCAAAUGCAAAUAUAUAGGAGUAUAAGUGUGUUUGUUUUGCCCUAAUAUAUCCUAACGAAGAAGGCCCUUACUAGUAACUUUGUGUUGAGCCCAUGUGUUCAACAACUACACUGGCAGAUUUAACUGAAUAUAAGAUUACCGAAAAAUAUUUAACCUGCUUCUGCACACAGAAAUGAAAAUGCCCACAUUCCUAUAUAAUGUCUGACAUUCUCUAGUAAAAGGGCAGCUUGACAGUUCUUGCCCAUCAUGACUGAAGAAAAUUAUACAUUCAAACUUACCCAGAUACACAAAGGAAAUUAAUCAAAUCACAGCUGCAGUCAACCGUCUUAAUUCACACCUUUCUCUCCAUGUGGCCUCUCCUCCGUACAUGGCUCCACCUCUUUACCUGCAUUAAAGGGACACUAUAGUCACAGAACAACUACAGCUUAUUGAAUUUGUUCUGGUGAGUAGAAUCAUUACCUUCAGGCUUUUUGCUGUAAACACUGUCUUUUCAGAGAAAAUGCAGUGUUUACAUUGCAUCCUAGUGAUAACUUCACUGACCACCCCUCAGAUGGCUGUUAGAGAUCCUUCCUGGGUCAUGGCUGCCUAAUAUGCAUCCAAACAUUCAGUAUCUCCUCCCUCUGCAUGCAGAAACUGAACUUUCCUCAAAGAGAUUCAUUGAUUCAAUUCAUCUCUAUGAGGAGAUGCUGAUUAUCCAGGGCUGUGUUUGAAUUGUUCUGGCUCUGCUCCUGAUCUGCCUCUUUGUCAGUCUCAGCCAAUCCUAUGGGGAAGCAUUGUGAUUGGAUCAGGCUACCACUUCUGAUGAGGUCAGCAGACAGCUUGUUUUUCUGAGGCAAACAGCAUGCAGAGUUACAGCUUCAGGCUUGAAUACAGUAGGAUUUUGCUAUAUUUAUGGAGGCAUGAGGGACCCACAGGGGCUAGAUGGUGGUUUUAACACUAUAGGGUCAGGAAUACAUGUUUGUGUUCCUGACCCUAUAGUGAUCCUUUAAGUAUUCUGCUGCUUCGUGAUUGGUUAAUGUAGAAAUCUGGCUUAACGAUUUAUCUCAUACUGAGGGCUCUGUUCCCCUUCUGAUUGGUUAAUGUAGAUAUCUGGCUCCACCACUUAUCUUAUACUGAUGGAUCUGCUCCCCUUCUGAUUGGUUAAUUUAGAAAUCUGGCUCCACCACUUAUCUUAUACUGAGGGCUCUGCUCCCCUUCUUAUUGGUUAAUGUAGAUAUCUGGCUCCACCACUUAUCUUAUACUGAGGGCUCUGCUCCCCUUCUGAUAGGUUUAUGUCGAAAUCUGGCUACACCACUUAUCUCAUAGUAACAGGAUGAUUCACUAUACUCUUAAAGCGACACUGUAUCUGCUUCAUCUCAUUAAACUGGUUAUACAGUUUGAAUUCCCCAUGUGCCAUAAUUUCAUUCAGUGUUUAAUGUUUCCAUACUAAAUGAGAGUCCCCAGCAGCCCAUCCCCUCUGUGCUGCUUUGGCUAAUGAGGAAGUAUUGGCCUUAAUAGCAAUGAGCAGCUGUGAUUGGUUGAGAGUGUCAGCUGACUGCUUUUAUCCUAUCAGAGCUCCAACUGACAGUAUGAAAGGUAUGACUACAAGGAAGUGUGUAGUCUCUUCCUUAGCCACACCUCCAGAAGGGGCCUGACUGUGGGUGGCCAGGAACCUGUAUUUAUUGUUAAAUUGCUGGUUUAAAACUGAAUGUGGGACAGUACCAGAGGACUCCAGGCUCUAUAACCAAUUCAAAGAGAUGAAAUUAUUACUGUGACUACUGUGUUCCUUUAAUUUCCACAAUUUAAACCCAAAUAGCAGACCUGAAGUACAGUUGUGACUGACUGAGUUGAGGAAUUAUUACCAGUUAUUUUUGCCUCAGUUUUGCCCUAUCAAAUUUAAUUUGCAAAAAGUUGAAGUUUAGUAAACAAUCCUAUUAAGGUUAUUAACUAAUGUCUGAAUUUUUGUGAAUUUGUGGAAAUGACUGGCUGUCGGAUUUUCAGCUACUUUCUGAUCUAGACAGGACUCAGAGCACAAGUUGCAAAUCCUGUGGUUUUAUGCCAUAUACAACAAGCUGGUGAAUAUUUUAAAUAUUUCUAUUCUAUUCUCUUAAUAUAUUAAUAUAUAUUAAUAUAUUAAUAUAUUUAUAUCAUUUAUCAAAGGAAAAAUGUGCUUCAACUAGUGCAUACAUUAUUCCUUUAAUGGCAUAUGUGUUUGGCUGGCUGUGUGAAUGGUGUACACAGCGACUGUAUGUGUGGCAGGCUGUGUGAAUGAUGUACACAGUGACUGUAUGUGUGGUUAGCUGUGUGAAUGGUGUAUACUGCCACAGUAUGUGUGGCUGGCUGUGUGAAUGGUGUAUACUGCCACAGUAUGGGUGGUUGGCCGUGUGAAUGGUGUAUACAGUGACUGUAUGUGUGGCUGGCUGUGUGAAUGGUGUAUACAGUCACAGUAUGUGUGGCUGGCUGUGUGAAUGGUGUACACAGUGACUGUAUGUGUGGCUCGCUGUGUGAAUGGUGUAUACAGUGACUGUAUGUGUGGCUGGCUGUGUGAAUGGUGUAAACAGUGACUGUAUGUGUGAAUGGUGUAUACUGUCCAGUAUGUGUGGCUCACUGUGUGAAUGGUGUAUACAGUGGUUGUAUGUGUGGCUGGCUGUGUAAAUAGUGUAUACAGUGGCUGUAUGUGUGGCUGGCUGUGUGAAUGGUGUAUACAGUGACUGUAUGUGUGGCUGGCUGUGUGAAUGGUGUAUACAGUGGCUGUAUGUGUGGCUGGCUGUGUGAAUGGUGUAUACAGUGGCUGUAUGUGUGGCUGGCUGUGUGAAUGGUGUAUACAGUGGCUGGCUGUGUGAAUGGUGUACACAGUGACUGUAUGAGUGGCUGGCUGUGUGAAUGGUGUAUACUGUCACAGUAUGUGUGGCUGGCUGUGUGAAUGGUGUAUACUGUCACAGUAUGUGUGGCUGGCUGUGUGAAUGGUGUACACAGUGACUGUAUGAGUGGCUGGCUGUGUGAAUGGUGUAUACAGUGACUGUACGUGUGGCUGGCUGUGUGAAUGAUGUAUACAGUGACUGUACGUGUGGCUGGCUGUGUGAAUGGUGUAUAUUGUCACCGUGGCUCGCUGUGUGAAUUGUGUCAGUAAAUAUCAUUCACACAGCCGGCCACAUUGUAGUAAUACUUCCCACCCCUUUUUCUACCAUUUGGAAGUGAAACUUCAUGACUUACUUUUAAAAGUCAGGGGUAUGAAGGGCAGGAGGUAUGUGAAGAUGGCGCAGUAUUUUUUUGCAGACUGCAAUAACCACCUAUAGUGCCAUUUAUGUUACAAAUGCUUGGUGUAAGUGCAUCUCUUGAAUGUGGGCAAUGUACUCAAUGUUUUAAAUUUUUCAUUCUGAUGGUAUUUUUAGUAUUCACCCUUACAGUGACAGUCACUGACUAAAUCACACCAUCCCAUUUUACUGAUAUAACUCACAGCAAUCUGUACAUGAAGUUCCUGAUUAACCUAAUGUUUAACUAUAUUAGUUGUAUGAUUCAGGUAUUGCUUUAACGUAAAGUUGGUACUGAAACUGUUAACCAGCAUCAUACUUAUUCACAAAUCCAGUAAUUUGAGGACAAUUUCAGGAAAUUACACGUUUUCAAGCCAUUAUAUUUCAACUGGAAAAUAAAAAUUGUUAGCACGGUUAUCUUUCCAUCUACGCUUAUUUUGACCUAAACUUCUCAGUACUCCAAAAAAAUUCUAAUUUAAUAGAUAACCAUGUGGGACUAAUCACUGAACUGUCAAUUGUGAUGAAAUUAAAAAAAAGAUUGCAGUUUUCAGACAUAAAUAGCCGAACUGUAGUCAAAUUGGAGAUCUUUCCAGUUCCGUAUUUUGCCUGAAUUUAACAAUUUUUUAUUUCCAUUCACUACAUUUCAUUUACUGAAUAAAACCCUUAGACCUGUGUGAUGAUCAUUUCUGUAUAUCAUACCUUGCAACACUUCAAAUGGACAAAGGGGACAGAGGCUUGUCUGUUCUGAGAAAUUUUAAGUGACUUACUAAUAGCAAUUUAUACAACUAUAAUGUGAUUAACUAGAAGAACAAAGUAGAUAUCUAAACACAUUUAUGGAAGUUUAAAUACACAUUAAUCUUCAACACCCAGCAUUUCAAAUUGACAAAGAUGGACACUUCAAAUGUAGGGGUGUGUGUGGGGGUUUGGCCAUGGGAGGGAAUGUUCUGACAAUUUCAGGUACUUUACUAAUAGCAAUUCAUGCAAAGUACUUUAAUACAAGACAAUGUAUCUUAUUUAUACAAACUCAUUUCUAAACACAUUUAUUGUAGCUUAAAGACACAUUACUGGGAGUAUUAUUGCUGUGGAGCUCUGUUAUACACUCAGACACAUUACUGGGAGUAUUAUCGCUGUGGAGCUCUGUUAUACACUCAGACACAUUACUGGGAGUAUUAUUGCUGUGGAGCUCUGUUAUACACUCAGACACAUUACUGGGAGUAUUAUCACUGUGGAGCUCUGUUAUACAGUCAGACACAUUACUGGGAGUAUUAUUGCUGUGGGGCUCUGUUAUACACUCAGACACAUUACUGGGAGUAGUAUUGCUGUGGAGCUCUGUUAUACACUCAAACACAUUACUGGGAGUAUUAUCGCUGUGGAGCUCUGUUAUACACUCAGACACAUUACUGGGAAUAUUAUUGCUGUGGAGCUCUGUUAUACACUCAGACACAUUACUGGGAGUAUUAUUGCUGUGGAGCUCUGUUAUACGCUCAGACACAUUACUGGGAGUAAUAUUGAUGUGGGGCUCUGUUAUACGCUCAGACACAUUACUGGGAGUAUUAUUGCUGUGGAGCUCUGUUAUACGCUCAGACACAUUACUGGGAGUAUUAUGCUGUGGGCUCUGUUAUACGCUCAGACACAUUACUGGGAGUAUUAUUGCUGUGGGCUCUGUUAUACACUCAGACACAUUACUGGGAGUAUUAUUGCUGUGGGGCUCUGUUAUACACUCAAACACAUUACUGGGAGUAAUAUUGAUGUGGGGCUCUGUUAUACGCUCAGACACAUUACUGGGAGUAUUAUCGCUGUGGAGCUCUGUUAUACGCUCAGACACAUUACUGGGAGUAAUAUUGAUGUGGGGCUCUGUUAUACGCUCAGACACAUUACUGGGAGUAUUAUUGAUGUGGAGCUCUGUUAUACGCUCAGACACAUUACUGGGAGUAUUAUUGAUGUCCGGCUCUGUUAUACACUCAGACACAUUACUGGGAGUAUUAUUGAUGUGGGGCUCUGUUAUACACUCAGACACAUUACUGGGAGUAUUAUUGCUGUGGGGCUCUGUUAUACACUCAGACACAUUACUGGGAGUAUUAUUGCUGUGGCUCUGUUAUACACUCAGACACAUUACUGGGAGUAUUAUUGCUGUGGGGCUCUGUUAUACACUCAGACACAUUACUGGGAGUAUUAUUGCUGUGGAGCUCUGUUAUACACUCAGACACAUUACUGGGAGUAUUAUUGCUGUGGAGCUCUGUUAUACACUCAGACACAUUACUGGGAGUAUUAUUGCUGUGUAGCUCUGUUAUACACUCAGACACAUUACUGGGAGUAUUAUUGCUGUGGAGCUCUGUUAUACACUCAGACACAUUACUGGGAGUAUUAUUGCUGCGGAGCUCUGUUAUACACUCAGACACAUUACUGGGAGUAUUAUUGCUGUGGAGCUCUGUUAUACACUCAGACACAUUACUGGGAGUAUUAUUGCUGUGGAGCUCUGUUAUACACUCAGACACAUUACUGGCAGUAUUAUUGAUGUGGAGCUCUGUUAUACACUCAGACACAUUACUGGGAGUAUUAUUGCUGUGGAGCUCUGUUAUACACUCAGACACAUUACUGGGAGUAUUAUUGAUGUGGAGCUCUGUUAUACACUCAGACACAUUACUGGGAGUAUUAUUGCUGUGGAGCUCUGUUAUACACUCAGACACAUUACUGGGAGUAUUAUUACUGUGAAGCUCUGUUAUACACUCAGACACAUUACUGGGAGUAUUAUCGCUGUGGAGCUCUGUUAUACACUCAGACACAUUACUGGGAGUAUUAUUGCUGUGGGGCUCUGUUAUAUGCUCAGACACAUUACUAGGGGUAUUAUUGCUGUGGACUAUGUUAUACACUCAGACACAUUACUGGGAGUAUUAUUGAUGUGGAGCUCUGUUAUACACUCAGACACAUUACUGGGAGUAUUAUUGAUGUGGGGCUCUGUUAUACACUCGGACACAUUACUGGGAGUAUUAUUGCUGUGGGGCUCUGUUAUACACUCAGACACAUUACUGGGAGUAUUAUUGAUGUCCGGCUCUGUUAUACACUCAGACACAUUACUGGGAGUAUUAUUGUUGUGGGGCUCUGUUAUACACUCAGACACAUUACUGGGAGUAUUAUUGAUGUCCGGCUCUAUUAUACACUCAGACACAUUACUGGGAGUAUUAUUGUUGUGGGGCUCUGUUAUACACUCAGACACAUUACUGGGAGUAUUAUUGCUGUGGGGCUCUGUUAUACACUCAGACACAUUACUGGGAGUAUUAUUGAUAUGGAGCUCUGUUAUACACUCAGACACACCAACAAUAUUGGAGAAAAGAGGGACUGUCCCUUGUAAAUAGGGAGACUUGGAGGGCAUGGUAUAAGUAUAGCAGUAUGGAACACAUUAUUGUAAAAAGAAUUUAACCUUUUAGGCCAAAAUAGCUAAACUAAAAACAUUGAUGACUUUCAUUUUGGCAAUUCUUGCCUAAAAUUUUACAUUCAAUUUGUAUUCCUGAAAAUUGACAUUUUAUUGAAUAACCCUGUGUAUAAAUCUUGCAGAUUUUGCACACCAAACAGAACCAAAACCUAACUAAAGUGCAGUAACAUGUUGGUUUCGUACGAUAACAUACGUCAAAAUGUAUAUUUGAUUUAUUUAUAAAAUGUCAGUAUGUUCAGCACAGAUCAACAUUUACAGUUUUAAGUAUGCAAACAAAGUUCAUCUGUUCGAAAUGCUCCGUCAUAGGAAGUGACUCUAAUUCCAACGGAAAAAAACUAUCUCAUAAAAAGAGCUAUAUUCAUUUUAAGACGAGUCCGUCUGGAGUGGUUAAUAGGAGUAGCUCCUGGCGUCAUGUAUAACCAAUAUAGACUAAUAAACUGAAACCACGUUUUGCACUAAGUAUGUAGCAAUAUUUAAAAGGUCGGAAAUUUUGGCUGAAAACAUCUACUCAGUGAGGGAGAUUUAUAAAAUGAAUGUGGUCAGAAAAGUGACGCUCGAACUGGCUGACACUACAACUACCGCAUCUCUAAUUAGCUGUUCCACUGACGUUCCCUGUGGUCAAUGUCCUGGGCGCCCUAUACCUCCCCUUUCUCUUACUCUCUUUCUACUCUCUCACUUUACCUUUCCACCCUCUUCUACUGUAUUUACUUAACCCAUUUUCAAUAUUACUCCAUCACUUUCUGCAAUGGGCACAGAGACAGUGAUCUUAAGAUCUCAUGGGUCACUAGAACGUCGCUAUGCCACAUUGAAAGUAACUGUUCCAAUUUGUUUUCUCUAAACCUGGGUAUAUGACUAAGAUUCGCUGAAUUAUAAAAAAUAAAAAAAAAGGGAUGCUUACAGAAACCUUAUGGGUGUUUUGUAUAUCUUGCAAAGACCCCCAAUGUUGCCCAGAGGGUAAAGGGUAAGGAUGUUUUAAAGGGACACUAUAAUCACCAAAAAAAUAACAGUUUUGGUGUAUAGAUCAUGCCCCUGCAGUCUCACUGCUCAAUUCACUGCUAUUUAGGCGUUAAAUCACUUUUUUUCUCUGUUUAUGUAGCCCUAACUACACCUCUCUGCCUGUAUGAGCCAGCCAGCAUGAAAACAGCCAGCAGCCAGCAUGAAAACAAAAUUAUUUGAUUUUCAAUUAGAUGUAACUUACUUUAAAAGUUUUUACCUCCUGCUCUGUAAAUUGAACUUUAAUUAUAUACAGGAGGAACCUGCGGGGUCUAGCAAGCUAUUAACAAAGCAGGAGAUAAAAAAAAAAAUCUAAAUUAAACAGAAUGUGCAAUGAAGGAAGUGUAAACAUUUGAUGACUCUUUACAGGAAGUGAUUAGGAAGGCUGUGUAAGUCACAGGCAGGGAUGAGGGGCUAGGGCUGCAUAAGCAAAGUUAUUUAACUCCUAAAUGGCAGAGAAUUGAGCAGUGAAACUGCAGGGAUGAUGAUCAAUACAACAAUACUCCUUUUUAAGGAUAAGUCGUUUUGGUGACUAUAGUGUCCCUUUAAGUGCAAAAGUAGAAAAAUCUCAGGUGGAAUGUUAGUGCUGAUUCUGUUGGUUUCCAUGGUUACUGUCAUACUUUUAGAACUUUGCUCCACUUUUCUGGUUAUUGCACUUUUAUAAAUAUUUUGAUAUACAUUGGGUUUACAUUCUAUCCCUGGAAUACAAGUAAUCUACUGACCCAUUUUCUUCUAAUUUCUUAUUAUGUUUUUUAUGACUUGCGUAGCAGGAGAUCUUUAUAUCUUGUGGGUUUAAAUGGAAGCUUGCCUGAUUUACAAUCAGGAGUGUUACAAAGUGAUCGGAAAUUGAUUAUUUACCUGAUCUUUACCCCAAGUCUGAAACUGGUUCAUUCAGCCACCCAAUAGAUUGGAGCGUGCACUAAUUCAACACCCAUUAACUCACAAAACACAGAAUUGCAGUGAAAAAUAACAAAUCUAUAACUAAUGUCCCAAUUAUUGGAGGCGGCCGACUCAGGCAGCAUGGAGGUGGCGAGGAAGCAGUAAUCUUUCUGUGGUUCUUGCUCUGCUUCCUCGCUUGCUGUUUACAGACUAUGACAGCCGGAAUAUGAAGUGUUGUUACUCCUGUAUCUGUCUCCUCCCAAGUCAACGGUGCUACCAUCAGCUCCACCACGCAGGCUCGCUGCCUAGGUGUUCUCUUUGACUCCGACCUCUCCUUCAAGCCUCAUGUUCAAUCUAUCGCCAAAACCUGUCAUUUUCAUCUAAAAAACAUUGCGCGCAUCCGCCCCUACUUAACGCCAGAUGUGACUAAGGUGUUGGUCCAUACCACUGUCCUUUCUCACCAUGACUACUGUAAUCCGCUUCUCAGUGGUCUUACGUGCUCCCAACUAGCGCCGUUACAGUCCAUAAUGAAUGCGGCGGCGAGGCUCAUCUUCCUGUCCGCCCGCACCUCCCAUGCCUCACCCUUCUGUCAGUCCUUACAUCUAUCUUCUGUCCGUACUCCCACCUCUGAUGCUCACCUUCAAGAUUUCUCGAGGGCUGCACCGUUCCUGUGGAACUCGCUUCCCUCCUCCGUUAGAUGCUCACCCAGUCUCCACUCCUUCAAAAAAAUCGUUAAAAACCCACUUCUUCAUACAAGCAUAUCAAUUAAACUGUUAAUAGCUCCUAACUGAUUCCUCUUCUGCAACUGUCAUUAGUCUAAUACUAUCCUUACCUUUUGUGUCAUUUUUAUUCACCUUUUUCCAUGCCAUGCCAGUUACGCCAUGCCUGCUCCAGCCUCCAUGGCUGUGAUCAUCAAUCUUAAUCUCAGGUAAGCCAAUGCUUUCCUAUAGGGAAGCAUUGGGAGGAUGUUACACAUGCACGGCAAAACAACUCAUAGAGAUGCAUUGAACCAAACUGUGCAGCAUGGCCCAGGACUUUCUAGUGGCCGUCAUUAGAGGUGUUACUAGGCAGCAAUGUAAACACUGCCUUUACUCUGCAAAGGCAGUAUUUACAUUGAAAAGCCUGUAGGGGGAGGCUAUAGACACCAGAACCACUACGUUAAGCUUUAAGAAUUGUAUUUUUAAGAAUUUAAGAAUUGUAUUUUCCUAAUUGAAAAUUUUAUUUUUUUGUGUCAAUCUCUUUUUUUAUUGAGGCAAUGAUAAAGAAUAGUAUGUACAUACAUGAGUUAAAGGGAAGCUGUAUUCCUGGCACUACUGAUCCCUCUGCCUCCAUCACAACCCCCAUCCCCGGCAAAUAAAUGUUUAAAAACCCUUUAUUUACUUACCUUAUCCCAGCGCCGAUGUCCCUCGGUGCUGGGUUGAAGCUCCGCCCCUCCUCCGUCCCGCGAUGACGCUGGAGGUCCUCAUGCAGCUUAGCACAAUAUCUAAGCAAUUGCAAAAUGCUAAUUAUUCUCUUAAGGUAACGUGAUUCUUAACCAGACAAAGGCAGAACGUAAUAAAGGAAUAUUUAUUAUGAGCAAAAAAAGUCACAGUGCAUGCAAAAAAAUAGAUUAAAAAAACUAAUUAUCAACAACAGAUAAAAACAAAAGGGAUAAAAUAACAGAAGUCCUAAACAUUUGUUCACUUCUGAGGAAGCCCAGCCGGGUGAAACGCAUUAAAUGUUGGUACUAUAAGUAUUUACUCCCUAUUUGCUUUUUUUAUAUAUAUAUAUAUACCCUAACAAUAAAGUAUUUAUAAUUUUAAAAUAUUUCCAUUUUUAUUAUUUUAUAUAUAUAUACAUAUUUUAUUCAUCAUAUUCCUGUCAUCAUGUAUCCUGCAAAUCCUAGGUGGGGAUAAUACCACCAACGCUCUUCAAACCAGAGCAGGCCAUUGCUCUGGAUACUGUAAGUAGGAUACCACCUUUUUACUUUGAAUUUGUGUAUGUACAUACUACACCAUAAGACUUCUCUCUAUUGUGUCUCCCUACAUAUAUUGGACGACAAGAAUCACAAAGCUACAUAUAUCCAUAGACAGGGAUUGUACCGUCCAGGCGAUUAACAACGGAGCUCUUAGUAGCUCAACCAAGUGUGAGUGAGCACUCUAUACACUUUAUUUAAAUAGUGUAAAAUACUAUUACAUAUUGCACUAUUUUUUGUUUGUUUCUGCUUCUCUUUAAGCUUAUAGAAGCCACCUACUUCCAACAAAUUGCAAUUGAUGAAAAUAUAUCUUUCUAUUUAGACACAUUACAUUUUGUAUAUAUGCACCUUAUUGGGGCGCAGUUUAUCACUCUGUUUGCCAAUAUUCAAAGUAAAACUUCUGCCCAGUGGGUCUCCGGCAAGGAAGAUGGUGUCAUGCGGUAUCUCUUCCGGGUUCGGCAUUCCCGCUAUGCGGAGCCGGCCCUGCCCCCUUCUGACGCGGCUCUCUGACACUACUUAGAGAGACCGCGCCAGAGAGAAAGGGCUUGGUGAUUGUGGGACCUACUUCCGGGUAUAGACGGGGGCUCCACAAGCUUCUCGCACAAGCCUUCCUAAACCUUUGAAGAUAAAAGGAUUAUGCUUCAUCCGCUAGAGGAUUACUGGAGAACGGACACUUUACCAUUUAUCAAGUGGACUCUAAUACUGAUCUCUUGGAGGACAACUCACAUUAAUCUUAAGUAUAACUUCCAAUUCAUUAUCUGGAAUCUCAGUUAUUAAUGAACUGUUUCUUACUUCAAAAUCCUCUCUGCUGCAUACAUACUAAUUAUAUUGAGGAUAACUCCCAUCAAGCUUAACCACUGUUUCUUGCUUUGCAAAUAUUCUCUGCUACCUGCAUACUAUUUCUAUUGAAGAUUAUUUCUAUCAACCUAAAGAAUAUUAUUCAAUACAUCUCUGAGGAAAUACUUAUUAAUGAACUUUGUAUUGUUUGCUAUAACCAGCAAUUUCUUCUUAUUGAAUUAUUACCUAUAUGCUAUUUACUUAAGUUUAUCACAAUCAUUAAAACUUCGUUUGAUUCUCUAAUUGCCAGCAAUCCUCUCUUUUCUUAAAGCUACAGUAUUGAUAAUUUAAAGAUUCCCCGUUUCUUCACUAUUGUAAUUAAGAAGUUCUACAAGCUGCAGUUGAGUUCCAAUUCUAAAAACCCUAGUAGCAUAACAGAUGGUGACUUGUUAACAAUUAGAUUUUGGCCCCAAGCAAGUACACAGACAUUUCAGUGUCAUUGGAUAUAUACCCUGUAGAUUACCACACCUGGUCUAGAGGUGGAAUUAAGGCAUAUCGAUAGAGAUAAUGAGUGACCACCCCCUUGUGUUCCAGACCAACAUUAAUCCAAAUUGAAACAUUUGGCUCUAUCUUCUGUUAUGUACCUGCCACAGAAAUAAUAAUUGCAUCUACGAAUUUAUUAUCUUCCCAUUCUAUACAUAUGGUGGACAUCACAAUUCCUUCCUGUGACUAGACCAAUCUCACCACUGUGCAUUGGAGGAGCCUGGUUGCCCACCUGCUGCCUUUAGACUAUGGCCCCAUGUUGAAACGCUUGAUUUUCCCCUGCAAAGACACGAAAGCCGGGUCAUUCGGUACUUGCCCUAUUUGAACAGUGAUACCCCAGAUAGCUAUGCCAUGGAGCCCAUUCGUAUAACGAAAGAUUAUGUGAAAGACUUGGCUCCAUGGCAAUUGAGCUGUAUGUAUGUGAUAUGAGCGCCUUUCGGUAAUAAUGUGUGCUCAGAUCUAAGCUAUCUGGGGAUAUGUUGAAUGUACCUAUUUUAUGCAAUAGCUGCACAGUUAUAUAUUUUUAUGUAUUUUAUUGUCUUUUGCUACCAUGUGUUCAAUUGAGUUUUGCCUCUGUCCUUGGAGAUAAUUGGAUUACUUCCCAAUUAUCUCCAGGAUAGAAGACUCUGUGGAACUGGUUUUGGGCAGAAAAGCCAUGCUUCAUUUGGUCACAAAGGCAUUCGAUCUAACUUUUGACCCACUGGACCAAUUUGUAUGAUUUUGACAUAUGCUUGUAUUUGGAGAAUGCUGAUUCUAGUUUUAUGUGAAUGUGAUGUAUACUUUUAAAGUUAUGAAUAAUGUGGAAAAACUGUAUUUCUCUGCCUGUGAUAAUUACAUUAACCCAUUGUGUAAGGUAAUUGUAGCACAGGCAGAGGGGAGGAUUUUGUGUUGGAGUGUCUGAGUGUAUUGUACGUGUUUAUUGGUUGUUUUACAAAACCCUGUGGGUGGUACUAAUGUGUAUGUAAUGUGUAUAUAAGAACAAUAAACACAGAGCUCUGCCUUUUCUACUUCAACCUCAAUUUGGAGUGCCGUGUUUUAUUGGGGGAAUCUGCUACAAGGGAUUGCUAUGCUCUGCAUACUCUCUUGCUAUAUUCAUUGCUAAGCUCUUGUAAGAGCUUGUUCCUGUUUUGCUCUCUGAAGGAGUCUACGGUUGUUAUGGUGUCUGCUGCUUGGAGUCCUCAGGAAGCACUAGGAGCAUCCUUUAACUGAGGUACCCAGUCGGGGUGCCCGUCGAUCCGUUACAUUGGUGGCAAGCGGCGGUAUCGUUCCCACAGCCAGAAGGACAGCUACAGGAGACACCAUUCCGUGGAUUUACAAGUUGGGGGCAACGCAUGGGCCAGGACAGCGCCACUAAAAGCAACAGAAUGGAACCAGCUGUGUUAUACGAGGAGGAGGACCUGGAUGGUCGGGAUUCAUUAUGAAAAGGCAUCUGGUACCAGGCCCUGGAUAAUGUACAAUACCAGAGUCUCCCCAGUGAAGAGCAGAGGUUGCAGAAGCAAGUGGCCCUGCAGAUGCCUUUCCUGCGAGAGCAGCUCCUGGAGGAAUGGGUGAAGGAACUAGAGCACCGGGUAUGGCAGGAGCUAUGGCUGGAUGAUGCCUACCAGGCACUCUGGUGGUAUAUGGCACAGUAUAUACCCUGGACAGCCGAGCAUGACAAGCCAGAGGGAGAGGAGUUUGAUGGUCCAGGCUUGUUAUGGGAGUCCUUUGCAGUGCCCUGCACAGACCAGACUUCAGGACAUUUUCUACGAGAGGGAGGCUAGGCAUGACUGGGAUGACCCCCAUGAGGUAGAGCAAGACCUGGCUCACCUAGCAACCCUGGAGUGGGAACUGGAGCAGGACUACCGAGAUCUCUUCCACUCCAAUGGGAAGGCUUAGCAGGACAGCAUGGCAACAGACCCAGAUCCAGACCCAUUCAGCUGGGAAGAUAUUGUGUGAUUUACUGGGAACGACCCCAGGUGGCCGAUGGAGAUGGGACCGAGGUCUCUCCACCGGCCCUGCAGGGAAUUGGGAGCCCGGUCUCCAUUCCCCAGAGGCAGGCUGAGUUACAGGGGGCAGAGACAGUUGGUCCUGUCCCCCAGUGGCAGAGUGAAUUGCAGGGAAUUGGCAGCCCAGUCUCCAUUCUCCAGCGGCAGGCUGAGUUACAGGGGGCAGAGACAGUUGGUCCUGCCCCCCAGCGGCAGAAUGAUUUAUUAGGAAUUGGGAGCCUAGUCUCCAUUCCCCAGCGGCAGAGCAAUGUACAGGGAAUUGGGAGCCCAGUCUCCAUUCCCCAGCAGCAGAGCAAUGUACAGGGAAUUGGGAGCCCAGUCUCCAUUCCCCAGCGGCAGAGCAAUGUACAGGGAAUUGGGAGCCCAGUCUCCAUUCCCCAGCGGUAACGUCAAAUGAAGAGGCGCUUUGCAACAAACAGGACACCAACACAAAAAUAUAAAAAUGAGUGAUGGUCACUGCUACAGCGUCAGAGUGACGCAAUCGAGACCUAGUUGGACCGUGUCACUGUCAAUAGAACUUAAUGGAUUGAUUCGUUGUGUCAGUAUGGAAGUAAGGAGCAAGUAAUUGGAGAAAAUGAGAAUACCCUAAAAUAGAAUGUGGACAUUUCUAAAAGCUGAAGAAAAGGCUGAUCACUAUUGUGGUUUGUAUACGGUAUAUUCUCCGUUGCAAUACUCUUAUCACCAAACACAAAGGAAGUAUGUUUUUUACAACUUCUGACCAGUUGUAGAUAAAGAUUACCACAGCCAUAACUUCUGGAUCUAUUCUCCCACUUCAUCUGUAAAAUGUGGUCAAAAAUGUGAGUGAGACAAAAAGAGGUUUUCAAAGAAGAAACUCCUUGAUUAACAUAAUUUGCAGUGAUCUACUGGUUAUCGAAUUAAAAUCUACAGAUACGUUGCCUAAUCCAGGAACAUAUGUUUUUGAGCAUAUACCUUGAUCUACAUGGACAUGCCAAAUAUUGGUCAACAUUGGAAGAUCUAUGGCUGAUGCUUCAAAAAAGUAACAAUUCACUUUGCUCGUUGUCCGUGCCAGCACAUCCACCAGGAACUUUAAGAAAUUGAUAUGGACAAUUGAGUUUUCUUUUAAGCAUUACCUAAGACUUGGAACAUAUUCAGAAAAAAUAUCUAUUCUUGUAUCUCAAUACUGGGACUAAUACCUGAAUAAUGUUUUUAGAGUGAGUCUGACAGGCUCCGCAAUGUAAUGGCCAUGGAAAUGUAUCUUGAUGCUAGAAAUAGUCUCACUAUCUGCACUGAAUUGCGUAAUGUUAUUCUUCAUUGUUUUAACUGUUCUGAAUUCUGUCCAAAUAUUUUCCAGAUUGCUUUCUGGCAAACACAGAGCUAUUUUGGAUUAAUUCACUGGAGAUCCUAGAAAUUCUGUUUCAUGUAAAUCUCAGAACAGAUUUAUUCCAAUUUAUGUAGGAAUCAUGGCUAAAUUAUAUUGGUACUUGUGUUGUAUGAGCACGUCUUUGUGUUUCUAUAUAAAGUUUCCUCAAAACGAAUGUAUUUUUCCUCGUUACUUUUCAGUUCCUGGAUAAAUACAAAACCCUACGGACUAUAUAUCCUUGUUUCUCUUUUCUGCAAAUCUAUGGGUGGUUUAAACUCUUGAGUUUUUUGUUCAUUCAAAAAUGAAAGAAUUAGAAAAAUAGCAAUUUAUUUGACCACCAUUUAGACAUUCCUUUUUACUCCAAUUUCCAAUAAAACUGAAGCAAAGCCGGGUAUUUCAGACCCAUUGGUACUUAAAUGUAUUUUUGCAAUCCAUUAUGGUGGGACUAGAAAAUCUUGACACUACAGUUGGACCAAUGGUAAAUCCCCUGAUGUUAUACAGCUUUCAUGAUACUUUGCUGGCUAAAGGAUGGUAGUUGUAAACAUCUAGGGAUCUACAUUUUGCCCAGCCCUGCUCUAUUUUUUUUCAAUUUGAAAUGUUUUUAUUGAGUCAAUGAAGAGGCAGUUGGGUACAGAAAGAAAGAGGGUACUCAUAUUCAAACGGUGGGUAUACUAUAUAUCAUUUAGGUACACAUCAUUACAUCUCUUGGCAAUUCAUACAUACAUGAAUUGUGUCCAAUGCUUCAAACUUUUGAGGUUGACUAGAUAUCGUCUUGAGUAGAUUUGCCGGAUGUUAGACGACAUGUCAUUGAAUAAGGUACAUACCCCGGGUUAGAACUAAUUGUCAGCCCUAACGACUCAUCUAUGCCCGUACUGUGCCUUGCCUAGGAGGUUCUUUCUCAUCAGGUUGCCACGUGAAGGCAAAUAGAUGGUAAGCUAAAUGGGCUCCUGGUGGUGGUUAAAGGAAUAAGACGGCUUUUGUCAUUGCUAGAUGUCUAGACUACUAGGUAGUCCGAUAUUGCUUUUCUUUUUUAUUAAUGCUUCUGUGCCUAUUGUUAGUGUGCUAGUAGUUCUAAGUUAUCCUUACUAGUCCUGUGAGACUGCCAAGCUUCUAUGACUCUAUUUUGUUUUAAAAAAGGAAACGGUAAAGGGGGAGUUGAGGAGGAGGGAAACAAAAAGAAAAGGUGGGAGGAAGUAAACUACUUACAAUGUGGGUUUAUAUCACCUGUCUCUCGUUAGGAUGGAAUUAUCACUUAGGGCAAAGCCCCCGUGUUUGGUAGCCUCUUGUGCCUCCUGUGAUUGCCAUUGCCGAUAUUGUAGAUCUGCUAUCCAUGAAAUAUGAGUUGAGAAAGUCGAGCCCAGCCCAGAUAUCAGUCUUCGUUAUCCUCUCACUGCGCCAACUCUCUUACCCCUCUGCCUCUAGUGGUGAAGCUGCUCUUCUAGUAAAUUUGGAGGUCAUCAUUGUUUGUAUGGGCUGCAAUGUAUGUAUGCCUUAUAGCGCCAGCUCCCUGUACAUGUUUUUUUGGAAUGACAUGCUUAUGGGCCAUGAAUUCAUAGUCCAGAUUUAAGGAGAUCUGAGCUAAAAGGGCAGAACAUGUCAGCACUUCUGUAGUUUUCCAUGCUCUGGCUAUCUGUAAGUUUGCUGCAAUAAGAAUGUGGAAAAGUAAAGUAGAGGAGAGGCGUAGAAAAUUGUCCAGUGAUAAAAAAUAGUAAACACAAGUCAGGGGUAAGCGCGAUGUCUGUCCCCAAAGUGUCUCCCACUAUGCGCCAAUAUCCCUCAAACUUGGAACAUGUCCACCAAAUGUGGUGCAUCGUCCCUGUACCAUGUAAGCAUGUUCAAUAUACGUUAGAUGUGUUUGGGUAUAUGCACUGUAAUCUUUCCUGUACCAUACCAUCUAACCUGAAUUUUUCUCAUCAGUUCUAGGUGUAAGCGUUUUAUUUUUCCAAGUAUUAAACAUCCACUGGCUAGUCAGCUGAGAAUACAUUUUUAAUUACAUGACUUCUCCUUUAAGCUUCCAGAGCAGAAUUUGCUUUCCUCAAAAGGCAUAUUGUCCACGUUGCCCUGUCUCUUAAGAUCCUGAUGUUGGUUUCUAGCCAGCUAAUAUAAACAAAAAGAAUUACGUCUUGGUAUUUUUCUAGUGAUCUACCAAAACUUGACUUGCUUCGGUAUCAAACCUCUAUCGGCCCUGAAAUUCUGGGCAAUUCUUCCACCAAUAAAUUCCUCACAUUCCUAGUUACAUUAUAAAGUAUUUAGCCGUGUGUUGUGAGUGUCUAGUCAAAUGACCAAGGAUGUGUGAUUCCCUCCGGAUCAAACAGGGGCUCUUCUUUCUGAUCCAAUAUAUUUUCUGUCAAUAAUUACAUUACAUUUCACUAUUUUCUGACUUUUUUCCUUUUUCAUAACAUAAAUCUAACAUCAUUAUUGUUAAAUUUCCCUCAAUCUGAAGAACAAUAAGAAUUUAGUCUUUUCUAUAUUGACUUUUAAACAAAAAAAAAUAUUUCAGCACAGCCAGAGAAUAUUUGGCAGGAACAAUUCUGCACACCUGUCAAUACUCUACUGUUUUGAUAGUAAAUUAUGUUUGGGUUUGUUCAUCAGUGUUUCCUAUUUCCCUAAUUUUACUGAUCACCCAUGGCUAGAUUUCUAGGAAGUCUUCCUAAAUUUAAUAUUGCCCUAGACACCUCUGGCAGUGCCAACCCAACCCUUCUUGGAAUAAGAUAUUUUAGUCCACAUUUGUAUAUUUAGUUCAUGUGGUGACGUCAAAGACUUUCUCUGUUUUUGAUUUAUAAUUCAUAGUACAGAACAUUAACAUAAGAACUUUAAUAGAACAAUCUACUUAUGCCGAAUCUGCUUCUCUAGAUAAAGUUCAGUACACUACAUGCACGUUUUCCAUUGACCUGGAAGAUAGAUUUUUCAGAUGCACUUUUUAUUGACCUUUUAUGAUAAUUCAUUUGCUCUUAACAAAUUGUAUUCAUGUUAUAUAUUUGGGUGAAGGAGAAGCCAACAUUAAAUGUUUUAAUAAAUUCAUUACUUUAAAAUAUUAUAAUCUGGGAUGAAACCUAUUGACUUGUAUCUACGUACACCAGAGACGAGGUCGCAAUAAGUCACCACCAGUGUUUGGUCUAUACGAGAGUGUUUCGACAGCAAUUUAUGCAUGGGCUACAAAGAGUUGCUGCCAAGCAGAUCGUCCCAUUACUGCAUAGACCAGCCCCUGUUUUUGGGAGAGCUGCCCCCCUUUGUCACUUUUGACAGGCACAGGGUCACUGGUACACACCUUAAAGCAUACUCCCUUCUCUGACUUCAUACCUCCCCAUGUGAGGUAUGCCAUUAUAAAUAAAAAACAGAAACACAACGAAAUGUACUAAGUAGAGCAGUGCAUUUAUAGUGAGUUCGGUAUUUUAGAGGAGUUAAUGUAAGCACUCGAGUAUAAACAACUUACUCAAUGCAAAGACCCCAUUUACCUGUACAUAGUGGCUUAUAAGUUCAACAAUAUGCGAAAUUCACUUAAUCUAUAAGACUGUCCCUCUGACGUCAAGGGAGCUAGUUUCAGUGUCGGAACAAAUGUACUGAGGGCCUUGAUGCAAGAAAUCAGCCAUCGUCAUCUAGCGCAAGUAUGGCCAAAGGUUAGUUCAGCAUCAUACAACUCCCACAAUGCUGUGCCAGCUGGGCAUCUUCCAUUUGAUUGUACUCAUGUUUUUGUAUGGAGUAUGUGUGUGCAUGUAUGGUUGUAUAUGUAUGUAAUUUUGCUAAAUUAAUGCAGUGGUGUACUUCUAUGUAAUGUUUCCAAUUAAAGGACCACUAUAGGCACCCAGACCACUUCAGCUUAAUGAAGUGGUCUGGGUGCCAGGUCCUUCUAGGGUUAACCCUUUUUUCAGAGAAACUGCUAUGUUUAUGUUAGGGUUAAUCCAGCCUCUAGUGGCUGUCUCAUUGACAGCCGCUAGAGGGCUUCCGCGUUUCUCACUGUGAAAAUCACAGUGAGAAGACGCCAGCGUCCAUAGGAAAGCAAACAAGUAUGUUUUCCUGGCACUAUAGUGGUCCUUUAAAUUAAAUGGGUGUAUUUGUAAUGUUUGCAUUUAAAUGCAAUUGUGUUUGUAUGAAGUGUUGGCUUUUAAAUGUGGGUGUAUGUGUGUAGUAUUGGUGUGAAGAAGUGUGUUUGUAUUUAAUUUUGGCAUUUGCAGAGGUGUGUUUGCAAGUAGCGUUGGCGUCUGACUCCUGGGAUGUGUGCACGUAGACGAACACCGCCACAUAUAUAAUUACACGGAUACACACACACUGAUGCAUACAUAUACUCAGGCACACAUAUAAUAAACACACUGACACACAUAGAUACACACACACACUGACACACAGAAAUACACUCAAACAUGUUUUAUUUGUAUUUAUAUUUUUAACUUCUCUCCUGUUAACAGCUUUUCUUGAUAGAGGUCAUGCUGCUGGCUGAGACUGUUAGGAGUAUGGAGCUGAAGCAGCUCUCUCUCCCCCUUUCUGCCUGUGCCACCGCCUCCUUCACUCUUCUCCUCCCCACAUGGGCUCUCCUUUUAGCUGGGAGGAAGUGACCUGCUCUCACUUCCUAUCACAUCUGCUGAGAUUACAGGGGCCCAGUUGCUCUUUUAAAGGACCACAGUGCCCUACUGGACUCUUGUGUACCAAUACCCAUUGGCCACCCGAUAGGCCCCCAGCGUGCAGGCCCUGGUGCAGCCGAUAGCUAUUUUAACUCUAGAGCUCAAACUGUGGCCACGUGCAUGUUCAGAUGGCAACUUAGGCAAACACUGUUAAACAGAAACUGUUGGCACCAUAAAUGUUUCAUCUCAUUAAAGUGGUUAUAGUGUCUGGAGUUCCCUGUUGCUGUUUUUCCAGUCAGUGUUAAGCUGGUUUUAACAUUUUAAUACUAAACAAGUGCCACCAGCAAACUAUCUCCUCUCUACUGGUUCGGCUAAUAAGGAAGCAUUAGCCUGAACAGCAAUGGGACACUGUGUUUGAGUGUGUCAGCUGACUGCUUUCAAUCGGGCAGUGCCAUAGUGUGUGUAUGGCUAAAAGGAAGUGUUUUAUCUAUCUUAGCCAUACCUCCAGUAUGGGCAGGGCUGUGGUGGCUGAAACAGGUAAUAACAUCCAUAACAGUGACCAGCGACCCUCAUUCAGUGUGAAACUACUUAAAAAGUGGUUUAACACUAUCUGCAGGUUCAAUGCCAGGGUACUGCAGAUACUAUAACCAAUUCAAUGAGAUAAAUGGUUAAAGUUGCCUAUAGCAUCCCUUUAAUUGUGAACAGGGCUGUGAAUAACAUGAUCUGCAGACCUAAUGUGGCAGCUAUCAACAUUUUUGAGUAUUUCCAUUCAGUCAGUGGAUCUGUGAAUACAGGCUACGUAUCCUUCAAUCUCUUGCUGGAGAAAGCUUUAUGCAACAGAGAAUAGAAUAGGUCAGAUUGGGAGGUGUACUUGUCAUCUAAGAUUACUUGCUGUGCAAGUGCAGCAACUUCAAACACCAAAAUCAUGCUUUUUGUUGUUGUUGAAGGUUUGUCAUAAAAAAGUCCAUAGAUUUCAAUCUUUAAAACAUAUCUUUUUAUGCUGUUGAUCCAAAAGACAAAAAAAAAAAAUAUUUGUAACGAUGGCCAUUUAUAACACAAAAAAAGAAAAAAGCCUUUUUGACUUAAUUCCUUGUAUUUAAUUUUUUUCCACACUUUGAUGCAAUGGUGUGGUAAUUUGAAAACUGAUCACAUUGCGCCAUCUCUUGGGUCCCGGAGUCACUGCAAUUCAGAUGAGGACAUCUGAAUAAAAUUAAUGGCUUAUUGUAUGUCUGUAGAAACAACUGUAACACAAACCACAUUUUGUGAAAAUCAACUAAUAAUGUGAGCCUUUAAGCUCUGUGAAACAUAGUGAUCACAUUUCUUGCACUUUUAGUGAUUGAUCUACUGACGGUGAGUGAGUCCAGACACAUGUCCAGCAUGGUGGAGAAGAUACGGUCUGAGAUGCUAACGGUCAAUGACAUAUACUUCUUGUCAACUCUUCGACUGCCAGCCAAGGCAGGAGGUGUCUUAUUUGGCUUCUACUCAAAAAAAGACAACACCAAAUGGCUGGAGGCCUCAAUUGUGGGGAAAAUCAACAAAGGUUAGUGGUCUCUGGAGAUGGGACGGGAAUUGGUUACAGCAGAGUAAGAGGGUGGUGAAAUGUCAAAAUUAAUGUGCACUUUUUAAUUUUGGGAGGUAAUAAAUCAACAUGUAUAUUCUGUUCUCUAUCUCACUAGUCUUGGUACGUUACAUGCGUGAAGAUUCCAAAGUCCACUCAGUCAGUUUACAGAAUGCCAAUCUGUCUGAUGGAAACACUCACACCAUGAUCCUGCGUAUCAGUGGCCUCCGUGGGGACACUAUCACAUUGGAGCUAUAUGUGGACUGCAAGCAAGUGGACACCAGCUUAGGUCUACCUGAGAUGAUGAUCAUCCCCCAGUUUGAGGUGGAAUCAGGAGAGAUACGCUCUGGACACAAAGCAUACCUGAGGAUGCAGGUAAAGAGCUAGGUAGAAGGAGAAGGCAUAGAGCUGUUCACGUUUGUUGGUAUAGAGUCCAGGGUGUGAGAUGAGGCACAGAACGUAGUGAGGGUGUAAUUAUAGACAGCUCAGUGUGAGGUGAGGCACAGGACUUUGUGUAGGAUGCAGGUAUAGAUACAUGGGUGUGAGGCGAGGCACAGGACUUUGUUAGGAUGUACUCAAAGAAGAAAACACAAACAGCACUCUGAGAUACAGCUGGUGUAAGUUUAAUCAAAGUUUAAUCUAAGUUUUGGUGUAAUGUUUGAGUCUACGGCGAGCUGAUUCGCGGUGUCAGUUUACAUGGAACACCUGGGUAGAUUUCUGGCUUUUGGUGCAGAACUUGUUUGCAGAGAUCUUUGUUUUGUUAGGGUGUAGGUACAGAGAGCUGGGUUUGAGGUGAAGCACAGGAAUUUGUAAGGAUGUAGGUACAGAGGCCAGGAUGUGAGGUGAGGCAUUGAACUGUGUAGAUGUGAGAAGAGAGCAUGACGGAAAAUAGAGGGUCAGCACUGUGUGAGUAUGAUAUAUAAAGAUGGGUGUCAAGACAGGGCACUGGGUAUAUGAGAACACAGGUAAAAAGUGACACCGACAUUGUUCAAACACAAUCAUUUACCCUGUUCCUUUAGGGAUCUGUAGAGUCCAUGAAGUUGAUACUUGGUGGGUCUAUGAGUCGUGUGGGAGCCUUGAGUGAGUGCCCUUUCCAGGAAGAUGAAUCCAUUCACAAUACAGGUAUGCACUGUAUACUAAAUGCACAGCCUUAGAAACUUCUGGGAAAGGUACGCAGACUAGGGACAUGGGGAUGGGCUUACUGCAGCGCAGAUUAGGGACAUGGCGAUGGGUUUACUGCACUUGCAGAUUAAAGACAUGGGGAUGGGCUUACCGCACUAGCUGAUUAAGGAUAUGGAGAUAGGCUUACGACACUUGCAGAUUAGAGACAUGGGGUUGGGUUUACAGCACUCGCAGAUUAGGGACAUGGCGAUGGGCUUGCUGCACUUGCAGAUUAGGGACAUGGAGAUAGGCUUAUGACACUUGCAGAUUAGAGACAUGGGGAUGGGUUUACAGCACAUGAAGACUAGGGAUAUGGGGGCGGGGGGCCUUACUGCACAAGCAGACUAGGGAGAUGAGGAUGGGGUCCUGAAUAUAUGGCUUAGCAACAGUAUAAAAUAUUAACAAUAUUUCAUUUCUUUCCCAUUCUAGUGAAUGGAGUGGUCAACUCAAUUCUUGGUAAGUACAUAUUAUUACAAGUGCAUCACACAGCCCUCCUGGUCUGGUUUAGACUGGCAUUGCAGGAUGUCACCGGGCCUGGCCAGACCACCAGUCUAAUCCCAUUCACCAUGUGUGCAAUACCACAUCACAGGCACGUUACUAUCAGCUGGCAACAACUUUCAAUGACCUUACAAGACAGCUCCAAAUCCAUACAAUUACCUUGUAUAUCUUGCUCAGAUCUGGUCCUAAUUCUUAGCAGUGAUAUGAUUUUCAUUACCGUAGGAUUAAAAAGUCAGAAUAUCCUGUAAGAGUACUUGCCACAUCUGAAUUAGUUUGUUAUGAUAGCACUGUCUAACCUUUUUUUGUUUGUUUUUAAGAUCAGGGUCUUUUUUUUUUUUUUUUAAUAUAAAUCAAGUUUAAAAAAAAAUGCUUUGAGAAGCAAUAGCAGUGUUCAGCAUCAUUGCCUGAAUGUGAAGAACGUGAAGAUCUUCGUAAAUCACCAAAUGUAAGCAUUACGGUUUCUCAGAAACAGCAAUGUCUCACAUUGUUAGACAAAAGGGCAGCAUUUAUGCACCAAAACCCCUACUUUAAGAUGUAGAACUUUUGGUGUUUAGUGUCCCUAUAACACAACAGUCAAUCAGAAUGAACAUCUCUACCCUGGGGAAAGAAAAAUGCUGCACCCAUUUAAAGCACCUCCACUUUGCAUAUAAGGCAUGCAUUGUGUUCUUGGAAGAAAAUAAGGUGAUGGCGCAAAAAGUACUAGGUGUACUUCACUUCGGCAUCAGUAGAUAAAAACCUAUAAAUAUAAACAUAAAACCACCAUAUCGUAGACUGUAUAAAAGAUAAUAUCCGUAGAAUUAAAUAUGGAGAACACUCACAUAUUUCUGAGCCCUUAAGGUCGGCUCUGAACUCAGUAGGUGUUAUAUAACCACUCCACGUGUUGUUUAAUCGAUGGGUCCCGUAGGUGUGAUGGAAAUCAGGAACCGUGAUAAAAUAAAUAUAAUAUUUUAUUACAAAAAUGAAAAUAAAACAAACACACGAUAAUAAGUAGUAAAAUAGAUAAGCACAACGCGUUUCGACAGUAACUGGUCUUCCUCAGGUGCAUAACCUACUGAGUUCACAUCAUUCUAAUAUAUACAUACAAAUAAUUAGACAAUUCAAAACACAUGAUGAUCAACGUCCAUCUAAGGUAUUUCCGUUUAGUUCUGCCAUCUUGAGAAGGUCAGACAUCCUUCAUCCCAUAAAAAGCCUCCCAAAAUACACACAAAACCCACCCACAACACAAUCAUAAAUACUUGUCUUAAGGUUCUUUAACUGAGACCUCCAUGAUAGUGUUGGAUGCUUUUCAUGGAGGUCUCAGUUAAAGAACCUUAAGACAAGUAUUUAUGAUUGUGUUGUGGGUGGGUUUUGUGUGUAUUUUGGGAGGCUUUUUAUGGGAUGAAGGAUGUCUGACCUUCUCAAGAUGGCAGAACUAAACGGAAAUACCUUACAUGGACGUUGAUCAUAAUGUGUUUUGAAUUGUCUAAUUAUUUGUAUGUAUAUAUUAGAAUGAUGUGAACUCAGUAGGUUAUGCACCUGAGGAAGACCAGUUACUGUCCAAACGCGUUGUGCUUAUUUAUUUUACCACUUAUCGUGUUUGUUUUAUUUUCAUUUUUGUAAUAAAAUAUUAUAUUUAUUUUAUCACGGUUCCUGAUUUCCAUCACACCUACGGGACCCAUCGACUAAACAACACGUGGAGUGGUUAUAUAACACCUACUGAGUUCAGAGCCGACCUUACAGGCUCAAAAAUAUGUGAGUGUUCUCCAUAUUUAAUUCUACGGAUAUUAUCUUUUAUACAGUCUACGCUAUUCUGGUUUUAUGUUUAUAUUAAUAGGUUUUUAUCUACUGAUGCCGAAGUGAAGUACACCUAGUACUUUGUGCGCUAUCACCUUAUUUUCUUCCAAGAUUCUAUGUAUGUAUAAGUGUGAUGUUGGCAUAGCACUUGGGUGAUUUUAGCUGCACGGUUUUAGGAUACUAUUGUGGCGCCAUUGUCUUUAAUUUCUUGUAUAUAUUGUGUUCUAGCAGAUUCCAGAUCCCUGCAUGUAACUAUUUGCAAUUAAUGAGAUGGGAUUUAAAGUAACAUUUGAAGAUGUAGAGCAAAAAUUGCCAUUAGAAUAGGGUUUAUUCACUAAAUAGAACAGAAAUAAAAUCAGCGCUAAAUGGCCACAGUAAGAGAAGGCUGCACUCCUCAAAAGGGAAUCCCCUAUAAUUCCCUAAUAAUUGGAAGAACACAAGACAAACAGUACAGUAAGGAUGCGCCUAAAAUAUAUACUAAAAUAUAUAUAAAAUACAGUAAAUGAUAAAACAAUAUAUAAAAAAUAUGAUAUAAAAAAAUGUCCGAAACUUAUCAAAGUUCGUAAUGGAGAAUCCCACGUGAAGCAAAAGAAGAUUCUUAAGAUGUGGAGUAGGGUCAGAUCUUCAUAGUUGUAUGCUUAGAGUUCAAUGGAACAUAUGUGAAGAGAAGAAGAGACAAAACUCCAAUGGUACAGUAUGUAGAUACGUUGAGAAUAAAAUAAUAGAAUAGGUCUUACUCACAAUUUUCAGAGCUGAGGAUCCAGCUCUGAUAUUAUGCGCGUGAAGUGGAAUAAUCCCCACUCAGGGAUAUGUGGAGUAGAUUUCAAUUGACGAUUCUCUGGUACACAUUCGACAUCCAAAUUACAGACCCAGAAGGAAAGAAUAAAAUAUAUAGUCCUCUCUGUAUUAUGAUAAAAGAUUAAAAAGUAUAAAAUGUAUAUUACUCACAUUCUUUUGAGCAGGUAUAUACUGCUCACUAUAAGCGCUUAGGUGGUAUAAUCCCCACCUAUGGAUUCUUUAUGCUUCUUCUAUAAAUAGGCAAAAUAGGUAGUCAGGUGAAAGAAAAGAAAAAGAAAAAUGGCAAUAAAGUGUUUUAUGCCAAAAAUUCUUUAUUAUAACGUAAUAAAAUGAUAUCUAGACGCGUUUUGCCUCAAGGGCUUCUUCAAGUAGAUAAAAGUACAAAAAUACUUGUUGGCUAAAUAGUUAAAUUUGUUUUGAACCCCUUGUGUGACAUGUCAUGAUUCCCUUUUAUUCCAGAAGUUUGGUCCUUAAGGGAUUAAAGGGACACUAUAGUCCCCAACACAACUUUAGCUUUUAUGAAGCAGUUUUGGUGUAUAAAUCAUGCCCCUGCAGUCUCACUGCUUAAUACUCUGCCAUUUAGGAGUUAAAUCACUUUGAUUAUGCAGCCCUAGCCACACCUCCCUGCAAGUGCCUUACACAGCCUUUCUAAACACUUCCUGUAAAGAGUCAUCUCAUGUUUACACUUCCUUUAUUGCAAAUUCUGUUUAAUUUAAGAUUUCUUAUCUCCUGCACUGUUAAUAGCUUGCUAGACGUUACAGGAGCCUUACGAAUUUAACCACUUAAGGACCAAACUUCUGGAAUAAAAGGGAAUCAUGUCAUGUGUCCAUAAGGGGUUAAGGAACACUAUAGGGUCAGGAACAAAAACAUGCGUUCCUGAUCCUAUAGGGUUAAAUUCACUAUCUAGGCCCCCCCCCACCCAUAAAUAUAGUAAAAUCUUACCUUUAUUCUAGUCUUCCCUGCUGGCUCUCCCCUGAUCUGCCUUGUUGGCUGACAUAAUCAGAAGUGAUGAUCUGAGCCAAUACCAAUAUUUUUCCACAGGAAAAUAUUGGAUUGGCUGAGAUUGCCAAGAAGGUGGGGCAAGGGGCAGAGCCAAACACCACCCUAUCCAAUCAGCAUCUCCACUUGUUCUGAUGACUAUAAUGUCUCUUUCAAGUUCAAUUUACAGAACGGAAGAUAAACACUUUUUAAUUAAGUUACAUCUGAUUAAAAAUGAAACCAUUUUUUUUAAAUUUUUUAUUUAUUUAUUUAUUUUUAAAUUCUUUAUUUUUGGUCGUGCAUAAGAAUACAAGGUAGCCCGCAAUGCCACAACAGCAAUUGCCGGCAUACGUCAAAAACACAAUUAAAUAGUGAAACAUGACAACAGUCGUAGUGAGCAAUAGCAUUACGUUUCUACUUGAGUAAACAGCACGGUAUUUAUAAUAAUGGUUUGGUAGUUAAACUACGCAAUCUCAAUUGUAGAAAUGAAAAAUAAAAAAUAAAAAAUAUACAAUAGAGGUCAAAUUACAUGCUAUGCAAGAAGCGGAUCGAUCAAUGGCAGUGAUAUAUUGGGAGGUACACGUUGGGCAAACAAGUGAGAGAUCAUUUUAAUUUUUAGUAUUCCCGCUUCCUACCGGGAUGUGGAGCCCUGUUUGGACUAAGUAGUAGGCCCGAGAAAUAGUACAGGGUGAGGGCACGUAAGUAGGACCACUGUGGUGUAGGGUAGCUUAAAAUAGCGGAUAUGAAACCAUUUUUGUCAUGAAGGCUGGGUCAGUCACAGCCAAUGGAGGUGUGACUAGGGCUGCAUAAAACAGAAACAAAAGUGAUUUAACUCCUAAAUGGCAGUGAAUUGAGCAAUGAAACAUCAGGGGCAUGAUCUAUACACAAAAACUGCUUCAUUACGCUAAAGUUGUUUUGGUGACUAUAGUGUCCCUUUAAAUUCACUGCAGUUUCAUAUACAAUGAAAAUAAAUUUAUUCCUAUUUGUUUUUUGUUAGAAGUUUUAAUUUUGGACUAUUCUGUUCUAGUCCCAGAAUAUAUGGUAACACAGUUAAGACUUUUUUUGCUGCUAAUACAUCCUGGUGGCGGUGUUCUGUAGUGUGUGUGCUGAGACCUACUUUUUCGAAUACCUUUUUUUUUGUCCGCCAGGUGAGCACACAAAGGCUUUGAUAACACAGAUGACUCUCUUCAAUAAAGUUCUGGCAGAGCUGAGAGAGGAUAUACGAGAACAGGUAAGCUUGGAGGAGCCCAGGUUACACAGCCAUUUAGGACGUGGCAUUGGUCAUAUUGGGGAACACACGUAUUAAACCUUAAAGGACCAAUAACAGGCUAUGCAAUAAAAAAACAUUUGUUCUUUAAACUCUUCAUGGAGCAGAUUGGCAAAUUUAAUCUUUAGUAAUGUUUAACACAUUUUGCUUUCUGAUAUUUGUUUUUUAAACUGUUAUACAUAUGUUGAUAAGGGAUUAGGUACGUAUUGUGAUCUUGUAUUGCAAAUAGCACGGUCCUCUAGGGCAGGGGUAGGCAACCUUUUAGUAGCACUGUGCCGAUAUAGGAUUGUGAUGUCCCGUAGAGUGCCGGUCCUAUUUUUUAAAAUUGAAGUGUGUAUGUUGCCGUAUUCUGCUUGUGUUAUUUAUACAGUAAUUGCUUUGUAUCGCUGAAUAUUUGUGCGUAUAUGAGCUAUUAUAAUGUGUAUGUUCACAGGAGUAGUUUGUGGUAUCAUGUAUGAUACAUAUGAAUGUGGGCUGUGUAUGGGGGCUGCUUGUGGAAUUGUGUGUGUGGAUGGAUAUGUCACGUUGUGCCUUUGGUAGUGUGUGUAUGUGUGGGGGCUGUCUGGGGUAUUGCAUGUGAGAGACUGCAUGUGGGGUUGUGUGCAUGUAUGUGUAUUGUUAGCAGGUUACGUUUCUGCGGAUUGUGUGUAUGUUUGUGGGCUGUUCGUAUUAUUUGUAUGAGGGGAGGGUUAUUGUGCAUUUCUGUGUUUAUCUAGCAGUGUGGUUGGCUUCCCUGGGUUCCAGUGGGGUCCAGGCUGGCCAGGUACAGGUCAAGGACAGGAGCUGCAACAGUCGCUGCGGGCUGCUCUACUACAGUGUGGACUCCUAUUUAAGUGCUGGGAGGAAGUGAUCAGAGAUCACUUCCUCUAUGUGUUGCAAUGCAUAAAUUGAGGAUUGUCCUUCACCACCUCUUCGUAUUAGCAGAUAUCUGAAGUUUUACUGGGACUCCUAAUAGGCCAGAGCCUGUUUGGCUCUAGCAGCCUUGAGUGCCGUGCAAAGACACCUUGAGUGCCGUAGGUUGCCUACCCCUGCUCUAGGGUAUAAACAUGCACAGUCUUUUGAAUUAACAUAAAUCCAGGCACCUUAUUGUUGAAAUUCACCAAGGAGACAGCAGCAAGUGAAAGAAAUAAUAAUGUAACAGAAAUCCCUGCAAACAAAAUCCUAGCUCGUCUGAGCGCUUACUAACAUUAAAUUCCCUAUCUCUCAAGGGUUACACAAUAACAAUACAGGCUUCACCAACCUAGUGUCUUGUCAACUGUCUGCACUCCAGAGGCCCACAUCUAAACAUUCAUUUAUGUUACAUACAACACAUACUCUCCCUGGGGUUAAAUGUCAUAUGCCUCUCUGAACAAUUUAGCAGAAAUUUAAAAUCCCUAACAAACAACACAUAGUUACAUAGUUACAUAGUUACAUAGUUACAUAGCUGAAAAGAGACUUGCGUCCAUCAAGUUCAGCCUUCCUCACAUUUGUUUUUUGCUGUUGAUCCAAAAGAAGGCAAAAAAACCCAGUUUGAAGCACAAUUUUGCAACAAGCUAGGAAAAAAAUUCCUUCUUGACCCCAGAAUGGCAGUCAGAUUUAUCCUUGGAUCAAGCAGUUAUUACCCUACAUUGAAAGAUUAUAUCCUUGAAUAUUCUGUUCUUGCAAGUAAACACCAUUCACCUUAUCACAGUAUGUAGAAUUAUUUUGGUGUGUGUUAUCACAUUAAGUUUUCUUGAUGGCCUUGGACUACAAGUAGUAAAGGUGUAAUGAUUGUUUUGGGGAACAUGUCAUUGUUCUGUAGUUGAGUUUUGGAUACUUCAGGACUAUUUCAGUCUUGGGGCAGCUAGUGUCACAGUACAGUUGUGUAUAUUGACUCAGGACACAGGAGAAUGAUUUUUAUGGCCAAACGUGACAUGGUGGCUUUUCUUUUUCACAGAAAAGAUCGCUUUGGUGAGACUAGUCUUGGGGUGCAGGUGUUAGUGAACAAAAGUUUCAAAGUUAGACAUUUUUGUGAAUUUUUUUUCUGGCAGGUGAAGGAGAUGUCUCUUAUCCGGAACACAAUCAUGGAAUGUCAGGUUUGCGGUAAGUCUGAUCCCUACCUCACUGUUCCUGGUUUGUGAUCCUCCCACUGCAGUUGAUGGGCAAAAUGGAACUGUGGGAGAUGGUGUUUGUCCCUCCUAGUGCAGGAAGGCACAGGUGGAUGGGUAUUAUGGCACAUAGCACCUGCACCAUCCAUUGCGGGGUGACAGGGGGAGCUAUGGACAAAAAUGUAGGCUUUCCUCCCACUGCAAGGUGAUAUGGACAGAGGAGCAUGGUGGGACAUAAUCAGCCCUACCCAUCAGGGUGUUAGGGGACACAGUUUCUCUCCCUUUCAUAGUAGCAUGAGACAGGCAGGGGGAGCAUUUGGGACAAGAAAUUAAAGACUGUCAGUACCCUGCAAAGUGGCAAAGAGAUGCGAUAGUACAGGCUACCCACCUGAGUUUUGUGCUAUGCUGGGAGGUUCUUAUUAGUUGGACUGCUCUACUCCAGGCAUCAUAAUCACCACUGCAAACUGUAGUGGUUAUAGUACCAGGAGUGCCACGGCACCCCCCACGUGAGUAGACAUCAACUUCUUACCAGAAUCCCACUAUGCACUUCUCACUGUCUCUCUGCAGCCAGAAGCUCUCAGCUGAGCUAACACCAGAAAUGUGGGGCUUAGCUCAAUGGUGGAGGAAUUAGAGGAGGAUGACAGGAAGGGAGGGGCGCCAUGUAAGAAGUCAAACAGUUUUUUCUGUACACAUUUAUUGUAACCCUUUUCCUUAUUAAACAUACAGUAACUAUGUUUGCAAACACAAGUAACUAAAUCUAUAAAUCAGAUCUCCCUUGUCUGUUCUGUAAAAUACUAUAAUUAGAAUUAACUAAAUAACACUUGUUUGUACGCAUCUGUAACUUUAUAUCAGCUGAAAACUGUUGCCAUUACCCCCGUUCUAACUCUAUAUAUCCAUAUCCUUGUCCUUUCACCCCAGGAUUUCAUGAACACCGCUCUCGCUGUAACCCCAACCCCUGCUUCCAAGGUGUAGACUGCAUGGAAACCUAUGAAUACCCAGGAUAUCGCUGUGGGCCUUGUCCCCCUGGAUCCCAAGGAAAUGGCACCUACUGUGCGGAUAUUGAUGAGGUAGGUUACGGUGUGGUAUAGAAAUAGAGGUAACAAUACAGGAGUGGUAUAGCAGCUGGGGAAAGCAAUACAAUAGAAAAAUAGGUUUUGGGCACAGCAGUUGGGGUAAUCCGGGUGCUGCGUGGGGGUAGCCAUGCAGUCAGGGUGCUGCAGUUGGGGUGGUAAGCGAAGCAGUUGGGGUGCUGCAGUGGGGGAUAAGCGAUGCAGUCAGAAUGCUGCAAUGAUGGGGGUAGCCAUGCAGUAAAGGUGCUGCAGUGGUGAGUAGCCAUGCAGUUGGGGUGCUACAGUGGUGGUAGCCAUGCUAUCGGGGUGCUGCAGUAGGGGUUAAUCCAUGCAGUCAGGAUUCCGCAGUGGUGGGGGUAGCCAUGCAGUUAGGGUGCUGCAGUGGGUGGUAGCCAUGCAGUCGGGGUGCUGCAGUGGGGGGUAGCCAUGCAGUCAGGCUGCUGCAGUCGGGGGGUAGCCAUUCAGUCAGGCUGCUGCAGUAGGGGAGUAGCAAUACAGUUGGGGUGCUGUAGAAGGGGGGGUAGUCAUUCAGUUACGGUGCUGCAGUGUAGCCAUGCAGUCAACGAUUAGCCAUGCUGUUGGGGUGCUGCUGUGGGGGCCAGGGGGUAACCACACGGUCGGGAUGCUGGGGUGAUAGCUAUGCAGUCACAGUGCUGCGGUGGUGGGGUAGCCAUGCAGUUGGAGUGCACGCAGUUGGGGCUAAUAAAACACUUUAUGAACAAGACAAAUAAUGGAACAACAUUAAGGAUUUCAGUGUUGACACUAGCACUAAUAGACUUCUAUGUAACUCACAUCAAUAAUGUCCUUAUCUCCCACACAGUGCGCUUAUGCAAACCCUUGUUUUGCCGGAUCAAAAUGUAUAAAUACAUCACCUGGGUUCCGUUGCGAUGUUUGCCCCCGUGGGUACAAAGGUAACACAGUAUCUGGAGUUGGAGUAGACUAUGCCAAAGCCAGCAAACAGGUAAGAAAAACCUAGGUGGAGAUUGGCAUAACUUUGCUUGGGGAUGUUGAUUAACUGGAGGUAUAUAAGUAUUUAGUAGGGGGCACCAACUCCAAAUUUUGGUACCUGUGGCUGUGCAGAUGGCCAGAAUCCAUGCUCCAAGGAAUGUUACAGCUUGUUAGAGUCUUACUUUUUCAAUUUUGGAUAAGCUGGAGGUGAUGGUUCUGUCUAAAGGGUAGUGAGUCUGGUGGUGUAGUUAUAGUAGGUUCGAUGAGUCAGUUAGAAUAAACAGAGAGUAGAAUUUAAUUUUACAUUUGUUUGAGUUCACUUGAUCUGUUGGUAUGUGAUUAAAAUGGAGAUAGGACUACUAUGUGGUAUUUGGAUGACAAUAGUGGGAGAGGAAUUUUAUUGACCUCUUGGUUGCUAUGAUGACGGUGAUGAGAUGAGGAGGAUGGGUGCACUGGUAAUUGGGGUUGUGGAAGGUUUUCGAUGGUUUGUGAGUGAGUUACGUAUAGUGUUGUUGGGGGUAUAAUAAAACUCUUUACAAGGGGCACUGGGUUGUGACUAGAGGGCUAGCUAGGUAGUGAUCCCAAAAUGUGGUGCUAACAUUUUAUUUUUUUUACUUUAAGGUUUGCAAAGACAUUGAUGAGUGCAAUGAUGGCAACAAUGGUGGCUGUGCUGCCAACUCAAUCUGCACCAACACUGUGGUAAGUGUCCAUUUGUACAUGGCUCCAACCCCCUCACUGACAGUGUGGAAAUGGCUCCUCCCCCUCACUGACAGUGUGGAAAUGGCCCCUCCCCCUCACUGACAGUGUGGAAAUGGCUCCUCCCACUGCACUAAAAGUGUGGUCAUGGCUCCUCCCCCCUCAUUGACAGUGUGGAACUGGCUCCCUACACUAGCAUUAAGGAAGUGACAUAAGUGACAUUCUUGCUGGGUAUCUCCUGAUCUUUCCCCGCUCUUUGCUGAUUAUAUCCUGGUGCAAACAGUGUGCUGUGAAUAAUCUGGAUUUAUUUUAUGUCCAUGUUCUUUCUCUAGGGCUCCUACAGAUGUGGCCCCUGCAAGCCUGGAUUUGUGGGUAACCAGACAGUGGGCUGCUCAACAAAAAAAUCCUGCCUGGGCCCAGGCUUCAAUCCCUGCCAUGUGAACGGGCACUGUGUGUUUGAGAGGAAUGGAGAUGUUACAUGCGCAGUAUGUCAAUUUAUCUAAACUUAAUGAAGCAGGAAUGUCAUUUUACUACCUAUCGCACCUGGAUGUUACAUUGAACUAGGCAUCCACUGUUGUUUAAUUCUCAUACUGUCUUAGAUUCAUUUGAGGGAAAAUUUACAAGUUUUCCUUGAAAUGAAUCUGCAUUGAACCAUGUUUUUCUAGACUUUAAGUGUUUUUAAUAUGACUAAUUAGACAUGCAGGUAAUCACCUCAUUAAGACUUGGUAUUUUCUGUUGUAUUGAUUGCUUUCUUUUUGCAGUGCAAUGUUGGCUGGGCAGGAAAUGGAUAUACCUGCGGACGAGACACAGAUAUUGACGGUUACCCAGACGACCCAAUGCCAUGUAUAGAUAACAAUAAGCACUGUCGGCAGGUAGGCUGUGUCUGCAAUGGAUAAAAAUACUAAAGUUUCUAAAUUAGGAGUAGAUGUAAUUACGAUGUAAUCUUGAAUUUAUUCCUUAUAAAAUGCACAUGGAACAUGGGAUUUAUGUGUAAACCACAUGCACACUAAAUAUAGGAUAUGACAUAACGGGGGGGGGAUGAUGUUGGCUUGAGUAUUUCUUCUGAACAGGAGAUUGUGGGAUAUUUGAUGGUGCCUCCUGUGGGCUUCGGGAUAUCUGGACCCAUGGCAUGCCCAAGUGUAGGUUUUGUGUUAUACACGAGUGCACUGCAAUGUACUCUUGUGAUUUAUUUUUUUUAACAGGAUAACUGCAGGUACACCCCAAACUCCGGCCAGGAAGAUGCUGAUAAUGAUGGGAUUGGGGAUCAGUGUGAUGAGGAUGCAGACGGUGAUGGAAUCAAGAAUGUGGAGGUAUCGCUUGGAAUAUUAUCUGUAUAAUCAUGAUUUGUAUCAUAACCUCCGGGUCAUUUACCCCCGCUGGUAAUUGUGCAGUUACUGAACUAGAUCUAGGCAGGUCCUAUCAGUGGAUAUUUUGUUUUUCCCCUUCGACAAACUAAUUCAAGCUGCACUUUACAUGUUACAGUGUUUCCAUGGUUUCUUUGUCCGUCACAGGAUAACUGCAGACUUACCCCAAACAAGGAUCAGCAAAACUCUGACACAGACUCGUACGGGGAUGCAUGCGACAACUGUCCUAACGUCCCAAAUAAUGAACAGAAGGACACAGAUGCAAACGGGGAGGGAGAUUCUUGUGACAAUGACAUCGAUGGUGAUGGUGAGAGAAGUUGUCUGGGUCAGAUAUAAGGGUUGAAUAGGUGUGCAUGGUUGUUACAUGUGUUGUUGUAUAUUAACUGUCAGUUUAUUCAUUGUUUGUGUUUUUCCUCUAUAAAUGUAUAUGUGUGCAUGUGUACACUACAUAUCACAUCUGUCUACAACCAGGUAUCCCAAACAUGCUGGAUAACUGCCCCAAAGUGCCUAAUCCGCUGCAAACCGACCGGGACAUGGAUGGGGUGGGUGAUGCUUGUGAUAGCUGCCCGGAGACCAGCAAUCCCACCCAAGUAAGUCAGGUGUAAUGCCAGAGUGAUGAUGCAAUUAUUCGAUAUGACGUACUUAGUAUGCACAAAUAGGCAAACCAUAUAAAUUAAUAUAAUAAGGGCUUAGCACUCAAUUACAAAAAGGGUGAGAAUCAUGGCUUAUAGCAACAUCCCGAUCCAAAAAAUAAUAUACUACAUCUAAGUGCUAGACUUUGCCAAAAUCAUUACCAGGUUCUGUUUUCAUACAUCAUGACAUUUGAAGUGCUCCAAACCAGUUGGUUGUCCCUGUGUGUGCAUCUCUCAGCCCUGGCCAACUUACUAAUGCUGCCAAUCAUGUAUAACAAUCCGAUGCUGGAUAACAACCAUGCCAUUACGUAAUCUGAACAGCCAUGUACAGUGAUCAACUAAACCGCAAUGAUGUACAAUGAUUAUAUGAAUAUCAUUACAGGACUUUCUGUUAUAUGAAUGUAUGUAUAAAAUGUAUAAAUGAACCCUGGCUUAUGAAACUACUAACACACACGUUUUACAAAUCUAGUCAAAAGUCAAAAAACAUACAACACAAGUACUAUAUGUGCACAUGGUGUUGCUACAUGAUAAUCAUGUGGACUAGUGUGCAUAUUUAAUGCUCAUUGGUUAACUUAAAGGGAAACUAUAGUGCCAGGAAAACAAAGAAUAAUAUGCUUUCCUAUGGGGUUUUGGGUGACGCUGCAUAGCGUGAGGACGUCCAUCCUCAGUUAGGUGACCACAAGUCGUCUAACGACCCAGAAGUCAAUCUAGUGGCUGUCUGGUAGACAGCUACUGGAGGUGGAGUUAACCCCAGCAGGUAAUUAUUACAAUUUAUUAAAAAUAAUUACCUUUGCAGGGUUAAAGCACCUGGGAUAAGCUGAAGUGGUCUGGGUGCCUAUAGUGUCCCUUUAAUUACUACAAAACCUCUCUUACUCCUCUAUUCUGCUGCUGCUUGGUAUACUAUAGAGUUGCACUAUAUCUGUAUACAAAGAGGAAAGCUGUUUAUAUACAGUAUCUCACAAAAGUGAGUACACCCCUCACAUUUCACACAGCCAUCAAUGUCUAAACCGUUGGCAACAAAAGUGAGAAUAAAUGUUAUUUUGAGGGUACAGCAAAUUUACACUGUUAUACAGGCUGUACACUUACUACUUUACAAUGUAGCAGAGAGUCAUUUAUUUCGUGUUGUCACAUGAAAAAGAUAUAAUAAAAUAUUUACAAAAAUGUGAGGGGUGUACUCACGUUUGUGAGAUACUGUAGGUCUAAUCUGUAGGUAUGACUUUCAGACCUAUAACUAAGUAACAAAGACACUUAUUGAAAUGUGAGCAAAUCCACGCCAUGCACUGAAUAAAAUUGUACAUUGCUGUCCCAUUUUACAGAAGAAUCUGGUUGUUUUCAUUUUUUUAAAUAUUUUACAAUAUUGCUUAACCCCUUAAGGACCAAACUUCUGGAAUAAAAGGGAAUCAUGACAUGUCACACAUGUCAUGUGUCCUUAAGGGGUUAAAGGGGCACCAAAAUUGCUAAAAGGCACACAGACCACUUAAUUGCUUUUUAAAAACAUUGCUUUUCUUUUGGAACAGCCAUUAUAAGCACUUGCUCUGCUAUAACAAAGUAAAAAUCUUUUAACUCACUCUACCCAUGAUGCAUUUCUGCUUGGAUACGUCACAUGCCAGCUUCUGAUUGACUUUAGUUCUUUUUUUUCUCCAGACAGAUGCAGACAGCGAUCUGGUGGGUGACAUGUGUGACACCAACCAAGAUAGGUAAGUCACUUUCUGGGUAAAAGAACGGGAGAAACCAUGAGUAUUAAAUACACUAUCCCAACCGCCCCAAUUCUUUACUGCUGUGUAAUCACUAUUGUAACCCGCACCAACUGCUUCACACCCCCACAAGAGGAACAGAGUUACCUCAGGGGUAAUGCGUUUUUGGUUGUGGAUUUUUCAGCAUUUCCAAAUAGUUGGAUUAAUAUUAAUUGAUGCAAAUGUCAGUCUUUUGCUUUUGGCAUUACAAUGUGCAGAUCAGACAUGCCUACGGGUUACAAUUACACUAUGAGCGUUUCUUGACUUGUACAAUUUUACUGGCCAGUCAGGGCUCAAAAUUUCCACUUGCCGCUAUUUAUUGGCAAGUGAAAAUUCCGCCCUGGUGAGUAGAAAUUCCGCCCUGGUAAGUGCUAUAAAAUUCCUACAUGCUUACAGUGCUAAGUAACUUCGUAUGCCUGGCUGGUAGUGUAGGACCUAAAAUUCUGAGCCCUGCAGUAUAAUGGCUGUCAAUGUUGUCAAUUACGGUCUGUUUCUGUGCUGCAAAACUAGUAAUUAGUGGUUGCCGAAGGAUUUAAACUUCUGCCAUACAGAUAAUUACAAGUUGACAAAGUAACACCUGUCUUCCUUGCUAAAUGUUAAAAAAUAAGUAAUUACAUUUUUUUUUUAAAUUACCACCUGUCAAUCAAUAUCGGACUAAGAACACCUGCUGCAUAUAGGCGUAAAGACACCUUAACAACUCUCAAUACAUCGUACAUUAAACAAACUGCUUUUUAAAAAAAAAUAAUAAUAAAUUAUUUACAUUUAAAGGGACACUAUAGGCACACAGACCAUUCCAUCUCAUUGAAGUGGUCUGGUAAAAUAUCCCUGUCCCCUCAACACUAAAGGAACACUAUAGUCACCAGAACAACUGUGGCUUAAUUUAGUUAUUCUGGUAUCUGUAACCUGUCCCUGCAAGUUUUUCAAUGUACACAGUGGCUUUUCAGAGAAGAGGCACUGCUUACAUUGAUGUCUAGGAACACCUCUAGUGGCAGUCACUCAGACGGCCACUAGAGGUGUUGUACAGUAUGCAGCACUGGCAUUCAGAGUCUCCACGCUCUGCAUGGAAGCGCUGAACGCUCCCCAUAGAGAUGCAUUGGGUUAAUGCAUCUCUAACGAGAUGCUGAUUGGCACAGAGUGGCGUUUUGCUGCACAAAUGCAAUAGCCUCCCAAUGCUUACCAUGUAUAACUGACACUAUAGUGUUACUUUAAGACAACCUCCAGACAGCCACUAUAGGUGCCUCAUGCAUUUUCACUAAGUUUAACUUAAUGAAAGAAAGUUGGACAUCUUCACGCCAUGCAGGAGAACCUCCAGCAUCUUCAAAAUCAACAUAGGAAAACACUGAUUCAUUGAUGCACGCGCAUUAGAGUUUUCCAUCGGAGGAGGAGCCAGACCCAGUGCGGAGGGACCUAGGAAAGAGCUAUGGUAGAAAAGGGGUUUUUUUUUUAACACUUUUCAUGCUGGCAGUGGAGGUGGGGGGACACUAGUAACUUAGGCAUAUGGGCAUACUAUAGCUUUAGGAAUACAGAUUUAUGUUCCUUUUAAGCGCUAAAGCCAAUCUGCAAGCAUAGUGUACGCAGUUUGAAAUACUUGUGAAAAGUCACAAAAUCUUAGAGGGUAACUACUCAAUUCAAACGUAGAUUUUAUUGAAAUAUUGAAAGGUAAAUGCAUAAAAACAAAUGGUAAAAUCAAUGUUUAUUAGAGCGUCAAAGUGCCCUUCAUUUUACAAGAAGUCUUAAGUAAGGUCCAUUAAACAUUCAUGUUUAUUCUGCAGCAUCUCAUAAAAUAAAUUGCUCUGAAGCUGCUAAAAUGAAUUAACCAAAUCAAAAGUUAAGGACAUGCUACACACAAAUGAAAUGUACGGAGCUCUGAGGGUGGUCAGCUGUCCACCAAGAAUAACAUAGAAGUAGAAGUCCAUAGGCGUCACAAUUUAGGGCGAAAAUAAAAAAAAUAUAUGUUUCAGCAGUAAUUAAGGCCCUGUGGCCAAAAUGUGGUAUCUUUUUUUUUAUUUUCUCCUUUUUGAUCAUCAAUAAACAUUUUUGCCCUUACCUACGUUGUGACGCCUGUGGACUUCUAAUUUUAUGAAAAUCCCUAUAUCAGUCAAUAUCUUAUAGUUCCUAAAAACCACCUAUAGGUGGCUCCCAAGUGCUUCUAGUUAAAAAUAGAUUGUAUAAAGACCAAUCCUAUAUUCUCCACAUGUACAUGCUAAAAAUGUUAAUUAUUAUUAUUAUUUUACUAUUUAUAUAGCGCCAGCAAAUUUAAAAAGUGCUUGGUGCAAAAAGCUAUAAAUGACGGGAGAUAUGGUUCAUCAUUUCUGUUGUGGCAGAGACUGAUGAUGCUGGGAGUUGUAGUACAAACAUUAGAUUAAAAGUAUUAUUAUUACUCUACUGUCAUUUAUUAAGCGCCAACAUAUUAUGCAGUGCUAUAUUAUUAUUUAUCAAGCACCAACAAAUUCUGGAGCGCUGGACUAAUAGACACAUAAUUGUAACCAGACAAAUGGACACACAGGAACAGAGGGGUGGAGGGCAGUGCUCAAUGAGCUUACAUGCUAGAGGGAAUAGGGUAUAGUGACACAAAAGGUAUAAGUAGGGGUAAUGAAAUAGGUUGCUAGAAAAAUAUUCACUGAGAACUUUGAUUAUUUUUGACAGUUGCAGGAGAGGAGGGAUGAAAAUCCACUAACAGUUUAAAUGAUAUGCUUUCCUGAAGAAGUGUGUUUUCAAAGAUUUUUUGAAGGAGAGGAGACUGGGUGAAAGUCUAACGGAGAAGGGAAGGGAGUUCCACAGAAAAAGUGCAGCUCUGGAGAAGUCUUGGAGGCGAGCGUUAGAGGUGGGAGUACGGACAGAGGAUAGGCGUAGAACUUCAGCAGAGCGCAGAGGCCUCAACGGGACAUAAUUGUGUAUUAGGGAGGAUAGGUAGAUUGGAGCAGCAUUAUGUAGGGACUUGUAAGCAAGCACCAGAAUCUUAAAUUGAGCCCUAUAUCUAACUGGAAGCCAAUGUAGGGACUGACAGAGGGGGGGAGGCGUGGGAGGUGCGGGCGGACAGGAAAAUGAGCCUCGCCGCCGCGUUCAUUAUAGAUUGCAAGUUUAAAUAGUGUACAGACAUGACAUGUAAGUGGGGACCAAGGAAACGUUAUUAUUUAGACAUAAAGGUCUACUUGUGAUUCUUAGUAAUAUUUAAAGUGUUACUCCAACCACCAUGACCACUUUUGCAGGUAGAAGUGGUCGUGGUAGUAGGAAAAUGUAUGUGCAAUGUUACUGCUUGAAACGCUGCACAUCCAGAGAUAUUUGCAAUUCUGUUCAAUGACCUAUUGCAAUGCAAAGCAUGGUUGGAUUCCGUGUUCUAGAGCUUACAAUCUUCAUAUUCCUAAGGGACGGAGAUGGUCAUCAAGACACCAAAGACAACUGCCCUGACAUCCCUAACAGCUCACAGUUGGACUCUGACAAUGAUGGGAUAGGGGAUGAAUGUGACCAGGAUGAUGAUAAUGAUGGCAUUCCUGAUUAUAAUCCUCCCGGACCAGACAACUGCCGGCUAAUUCACAACCCUAAUCAGAAGGACACAGAUGGUGAGUAGGGGGAUCCACAGGUCAGGUAUUUGCCAUUGAGAUGGAUUUUGACUCCCAUGUGUUGUGCUGUUUCUUGGCAGGGGAUGGCAUUGGUGACGUGUGUGAAGAAGACUUUGAUAACGACACCGUGAUUGACCCUCUAGAUGUUUGUCCAGAGAGUGCAGAGGUCACAUUAACAGAUUUCAGGGCUUAUCAGACAGUCAUACUGGAUCCUGAAGGAGAUGCUCAAAUAGAUCCCAACUGGGUUGUUCUCAAUCAGGUACAGUCAACGGAACCCGGAAACUCAACUAUGUAUCAUGGUACUAGUGUCUGCCUUCUGUAUUUUUUUUGCCCUAGACAAGGAACUAAUUUGCUGCUCCUAAACUCAUAAAAGAACACUAUCAUUAUAACUAUGUUUUUAAGCCUGCUUUGACAGCUAAUUUCCUUAGAUUUAGGGCCCCCUAUAAAAACGCAAGUAAACAUGCCUAUAUUCCAUUGCCAAGACACUCCUCACCGCCGUCCACCUUGAAUCAUCAAUCUUGAAGACUUUCAACCAACCAAAUGCUUCUCAUAGGGAAGCAUUGAAAAAUACACUGUCCUUGUGUGUUGUGGGUAUGUGUCUUGCAAAUGCUUCUCAUUAGCUGCAUUGGGAUGUUGUGAAUGGACAGCCACUCUGGGUGAGGAAGGAGAAGCAGAGAAGAUUAGGCUCCUACAAGGCCCUAGUCAGGUUAUCAAUUUGCACCCCCCUUCAUUCUUCACAUAGGGAUCGUUAAUGGGGGGCCUAUCAAAUUCAUGUUUCCAAAGUUCCUGUCUAACUCAAUGGCUCUCUGUGACUGCCAAGGAUUGGGUUUUGUUGUUAAUUCUGCUCUGGGAAUAGGAGGGCUUGCAAAGGCUGCAAACAAUAGAUCUGCAGCUUUUGUGAGAUCUUUUCAGAUAUACUAGACCUUCCAAGUGUCGCUAAUUAGGAGGGACAGUUUCUUAUUUAUGGGCCCAAGUCCUUCUGUCCCUUUUUUUGUAUUGAAAUGUCCCUCCUUCUCUAAGAGCUCCAUAUUGUUGUCUGAGUGUAUACCAGAGCUUGACAGAAAUAAAACAGUAAUGUAUCUUUAAACUACGGUAGAUGUGUUGUGAAAACAGUCUGACAUUAUUAGUGGCAGAUGUUUUUUAUUAGUAAAUCACCUAAAUUUCCCAGAAAGGUCCCACCCCUGGCCACACUCCUAAAAUUAGUGUCUGUCUUUGUGCAUUAAAAAUGUUAGAACACAAAAUGCAUGAAUGUUUUCAUUAGGGCAAGCACGUCAAACUCAAAGGCUAAGACGGGCCAAAUAAAAGUUUAAGUUUAUGUGGGCCGCAAAAAUAAACAAUUUUAUUUAGAAAAGUACAGUAUUAAAAAAAGUUGCCUAGCUGACACUGGAUGUCCUUGCGCUCGUAGGGCUUCAAAAUAAAUAAAAGAGCGAAUUUAUUUAAAAAAAUGCAUUUGCAUAUAAACAACAUUUCAGUCCAACUACCUUGACAUAUUAAGAAAUGUUUGGUAAUGGGACUGAAGUGGUGAACAGCUGUUGCACAGCUGUAAAAAAAACAAAUGACGUUCUAUGAAUGUGUUCUUUACUUUGCCUGAGAUCAUCAAAACUGAUGAUCUCAGCCAAUCCAAUGCUUUGCUGUGGGAAAGCAUUGGGAGGCUCUUGUGCAUGUGUGGCAAAAAGCUGCGUGGCCAAACAGCAUCUCCAUGGGAAGCAUACACUGCCCACAAAUCUAAUACACUGCCCCAAAUCCAACACAAUACCCCUCCUCCCUUCACUCGACCAUACACUGCCCCCUUCAUCCAAUCUAAUACAUUGCCCCUCCUCCCUCCCACUCUAAUUGAAUAGAUUGCCCCCACUCCCACCACUCUACUUUAAUACACUGCCCCCAACACUCUAAUACACUGCCCCCUCCCUAACUCAAAUAAAUACACUGCCCACCCUUACCCAAUUAAAUACAAUGUUCCCCAGACUUCCCCAAAUAAAUACACUGCACCCUCUCUUCCAUUAAUACACUGCCCCUUCCCUCUCUUAAACUAAUACAAUGCCUUACCCCCUACUUUUACACACUGCCCUUCCCCAAUUCAACACACUGGCCCCCUCCCUCAAAUUAAUAAACUGGCCCCCUCCCUCCCCCAAAUUAAUACAGUGCCCCUCCUUCAGAUUAAUACACUGCCCUCCCUCCCUUAGAUUAAUGGACUGCCCCCUCCCCCAUGCCCCUCUUCUCCUACCUUACAAUUUGCUGUCCGUCCUGCAGUUCCAGCUCCAGCCCUGGCACUGGGAGCAGGAGUGAAGGGGGAGUGACUUCUUUGGUCUGCUCAGCAGACACACAGCCACUCUGCCCUCUUGUGACCUGGAGAGCAAGAAUCAGGAAAUAUUUUUCGCAGUCACAGCUAAAAGCGGCCCCAGGGCAGGCGGGCCGCAAAUAAGUUCACUGAGGACCGCAUGUUUGACAUGCUUGCAAUAGAGUAUAUCUAUUAAAUAGUGAUUUUUUAAAUUUAGGCAGUGGAUUAUCCCUUGAAUAUAUCUAUCCCCCAAAACACAUAGACCAUGCCUCCAAAGUCACACUGCUCAAUUAUCUGCCAUUUAGGAGUUAAAUCACUUUGUUUCUGUUUAUGCAGCCCCAGCCACACCUCCCCUGGCUGUGACUCACACAGCCUGCAUUAAAACAAAAUGGUUUUAUAUUCAAUCACAUCACAUCACAUCACAUCAAUGUAUUAACUGCUCUGUAAACUGAACUUUAAAUACAUACAGGAGGCAUCUGCAUGGUCUAAUCAGCUAUUAACCUAGCAGGAGAUAAGAAAUUCUAAAUUAACCCUUAACCUUGAGAUCCUGCGAUAGAGGCUAAAGAUGAAAGAGACUUCUUAUACCAUUUUAAAAUUAUAUACUUCUUUUAAAUCUUAACCAUUCAUUUGGAUUUUGUACCAAUGUAAGAAGGGUAAUUACAUAACUAAACUGCAUAUUACAAAACGUACUCAUUAAAUCUGUUGUAUCUUACAAAGUCAAUCUUUCAACAUUGUUCUUUCUCUAACUAUACGCAUUUCCAUCUUUAGCUGAUAUACCACUUGUUCUUUAACUACCUCCCAAACUGGGACUUUAACAGAUUUCCAAUUUCUUGCCACAAGUAUUUUAGCCGCUAAUAAGAUGUGCAUAAUUAGUGUAGAAAAUUGCCUGAAAUUUUGGGCUACUAUAUGUAAAUGCAACAAAAAAAUACCCGGAGUUGGAUCUAAGGGUUAAGGCUUUUAUGUUUUGUAAAGUAUGUUAUCUAAAUGGGCUUGUUAUAGUUUUAAUAAAGAAGACAAGUAAUAUAUUUAAAAAAAAAAUCUAAAUUAAACAGAAUUUGCGAUAAAGGAAGUGUGAACAUUAGAGGACUCUUUACAGGAAGUGUUUAAGAAGGCUGUGUAAGUCACAUGCAGGGAGGUGUGACUAGGGCUCAAUAAACAAAGUGAUAUAACUCCUAAAUGGCAGAGGAUUGAGCAGUGAGACUGCAGGGGCAUGAUCUAGACACCAAAACUGAUUCAUUAAGCUGAAGUUGUUUGGGUGACUAUAGUGUCACUUUAAGCAAAAUGUUUAACACACAUGCAUACAAUGUUCAGGCAAGUUGGCCACACACUAUAUAAUAUAUACAGUAGACAAGGAGCCAAUACACAGUGCGGGUAGGUUGUUGAAGCACACGGUACAGGCAGGGGAAAUACAAACAGUGCCAGUGUUAAAAUACACAUAUAACUGUACACAGUACACAAUAGGUUAAAACACAAUUGCUAGAAUUUUUUCAAUAUAAUGUUUUUGAGCGCUAAAGUGCGGUCUAGUUCUCAGUAUCAUGGCUGAGGCAAUAGCUAUAUAAACAUUAGACAACAGGAUCUGGUUGUAUGCAGCCUUGUGGUCUACAGCCAGUUCCUGUGUACACGGAGAAUCUCAGCCAGGAAGGACAAUCCCUGUAUUGCAGUAACUUUACACAAGGCCAAUUUGUUUCUCUGCACCCACCACAAUAAACUGCCAUGCCUGGCUCUCAAUGUGGCUGAAUUACCAUGAACCUCCAGGCAGGUUCCUCCUGAAGCUGCCCAUCAGCAGAAUGCUACACUGAGCUGUUUGCAUUAGAUUAUUUAUUUUCUUGGAAAUUAAGGAGCAAGAAGUUGCCCCCUUGUGGUUGCAGGCUGUUCCCUCCAGUCCACAAACCCACAAAGAGAGAUCUUCUUGCUGUCUGGAAUUGCGCCCCCUAGAGGCUUACACCGCUCAGGCGCCCUCCUUGUAUAAUGCUAUCUCCCUCCCUGUUUUUUAGACCUCGUAUUUAAAACUGGCAUUAAAGGGAAACCAGAGGACGCAUGUCUUUUUAUUUUUUGUGCCAGUGCAAACUGCUAUACUCCUGCGGUCAACCAGAAAGGCAAUUUUCAGAUAUAUCCCCAAAGAAAAAAAAAGCAUAAAUGUAUGUUUUCAUUGGGGGUAGAUCUACUAAAUGCAUUUCUUAUAUUUUGGACAAAGGAGUGUUUAACCGCUUAUGGCAGAUUUCCAGCCUUGUCGGUAAAUAACACUAGUACUGGGCACAGUGUAAGGAUAUUUCGCCAGUUGUAAUUGAACGGUUAGCACCGUCUAGUUUAGAUGCAGAGCGAUGUAUCCAGCAAUCUCUGGUUCCCCUCACUCACUAUAGACUUACACCUCUCCAUCUAAUGAAACUCUUAGUCACAACUGAUUAGCUGCAAAAUUUAUUGUUACUUUGUAAAUAAUAAUUAAAUUGUUCAUGCAUACCUUACAUUGUCCUUGCCUUACAGGCCCAGUAUCCACAUUCAACCAUCACAUCUCCCAGCAGCCACUGCUCACAAGUUAAUGUUAUUGUGCCAGUACUAUCAACUCGCCAAGGUCUAUGGUCAUUUACAGAGUACAAAAUCCUGACACAGUAUUUUAAGAAUUUUACAGAAAUAACCAGGAAUUGAUAUCUUGCCAUUAGUAUUAAAUAGGUAGAAUAACAAGUAUCCUAUUUUAAUUUUUUUAUUUUUUAUUUUGUAAAACAACCUGUUACACGGCUCUUGCUGUCAGUCGGUCCUGUUACUUCUUGGUUUGGUUAGCUCGGUGGAGCUAAACUCAAGAUGCAGCAAUUGCUCAGACUCAGAGCACCUGCCUUGCAAAGUUUUCUAAUUGAGCUGCAUUGGGAAGUCUGUGAUUAGACAGCCACAUUAAAGGAACACUUUAGUGUCAGUAAUACAAACAUGUAUUCCUGACACUAUAAUACUGGUGUGGCUGUUUAGGUGACGAGCCCUGCUCGGAUCAUGCUGAAAGUGAUUUUACUCACCUUUCUCACAUGCUGCGCCAGUCUCACCGCCGCUGGCUCUGCCUCCAUGUGUAAGAUCAUUAGUUUUGAUGAUCUAGCCAAUCUGGUGCUUUCCCAUAGGAAAUUAGGAAAUUAUUGUGCAUGCACGGCAAAACGCCAGCUUGGCCAAUCAGUCUCCUCAUAGAGUUGCAUUGAAUCAGUGCAUCUCUAUGUGGAGUGUUCAGCGCUUCUAUGCAGUGCGUGGAGACACUGAACGCACCUCUAGUCUGAUUGACUGCCACUAGAGGUGUUACUAGGCAGUAAUGUUAACGCUGCCUUUUCUGUUAAAAGGCAGCGUUUACAUUGAAAAGCCCGCAGGGACAGCCUAUAGACACCAGAACCAAUACAUGAAGCUGUAGUGGUGCUGGUGACAAAAGUGUCGCUUUAAGUCUGUAUUGGGAAGGAGAGUGUUAGCUGCGCAUAAUAGAGUAACUAUUGCAAGCCAAGGUUUCCUAUGCCCUCAAAGAAAACAUGCAAAACAAAUCACAUGCAUAUAUUCUUUAGAGUAAAUUUACUAAAUUGUUUAGUGUUUGUCUGAAUGCCUUUUUAAAUGCCUAUAACUAGUGAUCUCACCUGAAAUUUAUGUCUUGUCCCCAGGGUAUGGAAAUUGUGCAAACAAUGAACAGUGACCCAGGUCUAGCAGUAGGUAAGUCUUCCCGUCUGCACACUUACUGCGCUCAGAAUACAUUCUCCUUAUAAAACCACAUGGUUUCUCAAUCUGUAUUCAUGCAUUCAUAAUGCUUUCCUAUGGACGCUUGCAUGCUCUCACUGUGAAAAUCACAGUGAGAAGCACGCAAGCGCCUCUAGCGGCUGUCAGUGAGACAGCCACUAGAGGAAAUAGGGGAAGGCUUAACCCAUUCACAAACAUAGCAGUUUCUCCGAAACUGCUAUGUUUAUGAAAAAAUGGGUUAACCCUAGCUGGACCAGGCACCCAGACCACUUCAUUAAGCUGAAGUGGUCUGGGUGCCUAGAGUGGUCCUUUAAGUCCUGUUAUGAAUUAGGCUCCCAUCUAUUGCAGCUUCUUCUGUCACAUGUUAUUUUAAUAUCUGUACAUGUCCUCGCAGGUUAUACCGCCUUUAAUGGUGUGGAUUUCGAGGGCACCUUCCAUGUGAAUACAGUAACAGACGAUGACUACGCUGGAUUUAUUUUCAGUUACCAGGACAGCUCAAGCUUUUAUGUAGUCAUGUGGAAGCAGACAGAGCAGAUGUACUGGCAAGCUACCCCUUUCAAAGCCGUGGCUGAGCCUGGCCUGCAACUUAAGGUAAGGUAACUCUGAUCAUCCUCUGAAUCCACUGCGCCACCAAACCCCACUUAACCACUACCUCCACUGGUCAAUCAAAAUCCUCUAUCCACUUCCCAAUAUUAGCCUUACUUAUGCUGUGUCCAUCAUGUAAUCCCAGUAACAGCCCCACACAUCAUCUGGAUCCAUCAAUAUAGAAACAUAGAAUGUGAUGGCAGAUAAGAACCAUUCUGCCCAAAUUUUCUAAAUACAUUUUAAGUCCCUGGCCUUAUCUCAAGUCUAGAAUAGCGUUAUGCAAAUCCCACGCAUGCUUAAACUCCCUCACUGUGUUAAUCUCUACCACUUCAGCUGGAAGGCUAUACCAUACAUCCACUACCCUCUCAGUAAAGUAAUACUUCUGGAUAUUAUGUUUAAACCUUUGCCCCUCUAAUUUAAGACUAUGUCCUCUUGUUGUGGUAGUUUUUCUUUUUUUAAAUGUAGUCUCCUCCUUUACUGUGUUGAUUCCCUUUAUAUAUUUAAAAAGUUUCUAUCAUAUCCCCCCUGUCUCGUCUUUCCUCCAAGCUAUACAUGUUAAGACGCUUUAACCUUUCCUGGUAAGUUUUAUCCCGCAAUCCAUGAACCAGUUUAGUAGCCCUUCUCGGAACUCUCUCUAAAGUAUCAAUAUCCUUCUGAAAAAAUGGUCUCCAGUACUCCGUAAAGUACUCCAAGUGAGGUCUCACCAGUGUUCUGUACAAUGUCAUGAGUAUACAACCAAUGUAUUCCUAUACAACCAAGCAUACUGCUAACAUUUCCUGCUGCUCUAUUACAUUGUCUGCCUACCUUUAAGUCAUCAGAAAUAAUUACCCCUAAAUCCCUUUCCUCAGAUGUUGGGGUUAGUACAGUGGCGUACACAUGACCCAUGGGGCCCCGGUGCAAAAAUUGAUCAGUGGCCCAUCCCCCCCGCGCACUUAGUCGGCCGGGUCAGGGCCGCAACACAAGGCGGCCACGGUAUGCACACACACUUAAAGGACCACUACAGACACACAGAUCACAUCAGCGAGAAAUGGCUAUGUUUCACUGAGGGUUAAUCCAGCCUCUAGUGGCUGUCUCAUUGACAGCCACUAGAGGAGCUACUGCGAUUCUCACUGUGAAAAUCACAGUGAGAAGACACUGAACGUCCAUAGGAAAGCAUUGAGUAAUGCUUUCCUAUGGGCGGUUUGAAUGCACGUGCGCCUCUUGCAGCGCACGUGCAUUCGGAGCUGAGAGGCGGAUGGAUCCCCAGCGCCAAUGGAGUCCGGCGCUGGAGAAAGGUAAAUGCUGAAGACACACACUCUCACGAACAGACGCAUACACACUAGCUAACAGACACACACAUUUACUGACAGAGACACACUCAGCGACAGACAUACAUACAUACUCACAAAACAUACACUCUCACUGACAAACACACACUCACUAACAGACAUCAAACACACUCAGUAACAGACACACACAGUAACACUCACUGACACACGCUAGCAGACUCACACUCAAUAACAGACACACUCACCGACACUCACUAGCAGACACACACACUAACACAUACACACUAACACAUACACACUAACACUAACACACACACACAUGUUUUUUUUUAAAAUUUAAUCCCCCCAGCCUCCUUACCUUUUGGAAAGCUGAGGGGAUUCCCUGGGGUCCAGUGGUGCUGCUGGGCUCCUGGGCGGCGCGUAGGGAUGCCGGCGCCGGAAGAUGACGUCAUCAUCCGGUUCCGGUAUCAGUGCAGUGCGCAAGGGAGCUGAAGAGGAAGCACUCACGGGAGAGUGCUCCCUCGCGCACCCGCCCGACUCCCGGGUGUCAGCAGGGCCAGCCUCGUGGGGGCCCUGAGGUGGCCGGCUCCUGGGCUCCCCCAGGAGAAGAGGCUGGCCCAGUGGGUACAUACAGGGUUCACAGGGGCGGCUGGGCCCCCUGGUGGGCCGGGGCGGUCGCAGCCGCGACCCCUGCAUGUACGCCACUGGGUUAGUACUGUAUCAAAUAUUCUGUACUCUGCUCUUGAGUUUUUACGUCCAAGAUGCAUUAUCUUGCACUUAUCCACAUUAAAUGUCAGUUGCCACAGCUCUGACCAUUUUUCUAGUUUACCAAAAUAAUUUGCCAUUUGGUUCAUCCCGCCUGGAACAUCAAUCCUGUUGCAAAUCUUAGUAUCAUCAGCAAAAAGACAUACCUUACCAUCAAGACCUUCUGCAAUAUCACUAAUACAAAUAUUAAAGAGAAUGGGUCCAAGUACAGAUCCCUGAGGUACCCCACUAGUAACUAGACCUUGCUUUGAAUAUACUCCAUUGCCUACAACCCUCUGUUGCCUGUCACUCAGCCACUGCCUUACCCAUUCAACAAUAUUUGUAUCCAAACUUAAAGACUGCAGUUUAUUGAUAGGCCUUCUAUUUGAACAGUGUCAAAAGCCUUACUGAAAUCUAGGUAAGCAAUGUCUACUGCACCACCCUAAUCUAUUAUUUUAGUUACCCAAUCAAAAAAGUCAAUAAGAUUAGUUUGGCAUGAUCUCCCUGAAGUAAACCCAUGUUGUCUCUGAUCUUAAAAUCCAUGUGUUUUUAGAUGUUCAACAAUCCUAUCCUGUAACAUGAUUUCCAUCACUUUUCCCACUACUGAAGUAAGGCUUACUGGCCUAUAGUUGCCCGACUCCUCCCUAUUACCUUUAUUGUGAAUGGGCACAACAUUCGCUGAUUUCCAAUCUUCUGAGACUGCAAACCCAAGAACAAACACACUCAUUCUCCAGGUCCAUCAUGCAAUCUUAAACCCACUUAUAAACGGGCUCAAUAUGCAUUAGGGCCUGAUAAUUUGUACAGUUUUGUUUUUGCUUUGGUUUCAGGCUGUGAAGUCUAAAACAGGCCCUGGGGAACAACUGCGGAAUGCGCUGUGGAACACAGGCCAUACCCAUGACCAAGUCCGGCUGCUGUGGAAGGACCCACGGAAUGUAGGCUGGAAGGAUAAGACUUCAUACAGAUGGCAGCUAAUGCACAGGCCGCAAGUGGGCUACAUCAGGUAAACUGACAAUUUAAAUAUUGCAAGGUAUUUAUUAACAAAUACAUUAUUAUUAUUUCCCUCUGCCACCCCCCUCCCUCCCGCCGCGGUAAAUAAAGGGUUAAAAACCUUUUAUUUACUUACCUAAUCCUAGCGCCAAUGUCCCUCAUACAUUAGGCCUCCUCAUAGGAAAGCAGUGAAUCAAUGCUUUACUAUGAGGAAACAGCGGACACUGAUUGUCCUCAUGCAUAGCGUGAUGACGCCCAUCGUCAGUUACUGGACCAAAAGUCUGUUAACAUCCCGGAAACUCCUCUAGUUGCUGUCUGGUAGAUUUACAUUGCAGCACUAAGGGCAAUUAGGACACUGCACUCAGACCACUUCAAUGAGCUAAUGUGGUCUGGGUGCCUAUAGUGUCCCUUUAAGUAUGUUAAAAGGUCACUGGUUCUUAAGUACUUUUUUUUUUUUUUUUGUAAUUCAAAUUUUUAUUGAGGUAAUUUCCCUCAUGACAAGUUAAAUAGUAUUACAAUGAGUAUGCAACAAAAGCAUAUCAGGCACAUUAGCAACAGAAAUCCUACCUAUUUUGUUUGUUUUGCGUAACAAGAAGAAACAACAUGCUUAUAGUAAAUCAUAGGAUGAGAAAUAGCAUGGUUUGCACAAGUAGUUAGAGGGUAGACAACAUAAAAGUAUUCAAAACACAUGCAUUGAAAUCAUAACAUAAGCACACAGUUGAAAUGUGACUACGGUGAGAUGUCCCAAACUGUUGGAGGGUAUGAAGGCUGAGGCCCAUGCACUAAUGUGGGGUCAACCUAUGUCCUGUGAGGGUAAAGCACUGUCCUGCAAAUUGAGGGGCAGCCAUUGAGAGAGCAUCUAGAGUACAUAGGGAGUCCCAAGUAAAGAAGGGCAUGAGAGAAGCCUCACAUGCUGCUGUACAGAUGCCGUUGUAAUAAUAAUUGCCAGUUGCCCGGCAGGCAGUAUGUCUAGGCCCCCGUUUGCAUGAGUGGCAUCGACAGAGGUGCCAAAUUCGCCACAGUGGUUCACUCCGAACAUACUGCCCUUUAAGGGAAGCCUCACCUCCAGAUACCUUCAUAUGGCCUUCAAACUUGGGCCAAAAAUCCUGGAACAUCCUGUCCACACUCAUGGCGUGCACCAUUUUGCAAAGGACAAGGUGACUUCAGCCUGUCUGUGGAUGCUGGCAAGCACUUACUGCAGCACUAGAGAUAGAUGUCGGGAUAACCCCUACUGGCAAGGGGGGUGGGAGAACAGUGGAAGACCCUCUGAGAAACAUUGUCAGCAGGCGCAUGGAUCGGACGCAUCUCCCACACGUUAGUUAGUAGGCCACAGGUCUGCCCCACUCUCUGUCGAACACGACUGGACGAGCAGCUGGAUGCACUCCACCAUAGCCCAAAAUAGUGUAUCUUCAGUUUAGUAGAGUUAAAAUCGUGGGAUGCGUGCAAUAAGGCUUGGAAAACUGCUUAAUUUUCAGCAUUUACCCAAAGCUUUCUGGAUAUGUGUCCUAUCAUCAUGGCUGUUAGUCUCCGCCCCCUGACUGCUUACUUUUUAUUGCAGUUAACUAUGUUGCUGUUAGCAGGAAAGUUAAAAUAGGAUGUAUCCCAUUAAAGCAACACUAUAGUAACUAAAAUAACUUUAGCUUAAUUUAGCAGUUUUUCUAUAUAGAUCAUUCCUCCGUAAUCUCACUGCUCAAUUCUUUGCCAUCUAGGAGAUAAAUUACCUUUGUUUCUAUUUGUACAACCCUAGCCAUACCUCCUCUUGCUGUGACUGACACAUCGUGCAUGAACAAAAGGGUUCAUUUUCAAUCAGAUGUUAACUUACUUUAGACAUUUUUAUCUCCUGCUCUGUAAAUUUAACUUUAAUUACACACAGGAGAUUCCUGCAGGGUCUAGCAGACUAUUAACAGUGCAGGAGAUAACAAAUUGUAAAUUAAAUAGACUAUGCAAUAAAGGAAGUAUUAAACAUUAGGUACGCUUUGCAGGAAUUGUUUAGGAAGGCUGUGCAAGUUACAUGAAGUGGUGUGUGACUAGGGCUGCAUAAACAAAGUGAAUUAACUCCUAAAUGGCAGAUAAUUGAGCAGUGAGACUCCAGGGUCAUGAUCUAUACACUAAAACCGCUUCAUUAAGCUAAAGUUGUUUUGGUGACUAUUAUAGUGUCCCUAUAAGGUAAGUUGUGUGGAGGGGAUUUACCUAUAAACUGUGAACUGCAAGUCCUAUCAGUGCCAGGUGGUAAUAAACUAUUUAUUUUGUUUAUCACUUUUGUGUGUGUUGCUUUAAUAGAUGGUUUGGAAUUUAGUAGCAAGUUUUGCAAACACAGUGUUUACUGCCACAAGCCUGAAGGGAAUGAUUCUACUCCGCAGAACAAAUGCAUUAAGCUAUAGUUGUUCUGGUGACUAUGGUGUCCCUUUAAAUGGUUACUAGAACUAUUUUCUCAAAUUAUUUUUUUUUUUUUUGCGUUAUGCUCUAAUGGAAGCGAUUGAUCUUUUCCACUUCCCUUAUUAAAUAAAAAAGAAAACCUAUUAGAUUAAAAUUUACCUGCAAGGGAAAAUCUCAUUACAUCUGUCUCCAAUGUGCAGCGCGUGCUGACAGAUGUCAUUAUUGCACAGAAUUUAAAUUAGGCAGCCCAAAGCAGAGUUCUGAGUUGCCCACUUACAGGAUUUUAAGCGGAUAUACUGUACAUACAAACUCCUUCUAAAAGCAGUAGUAGUCAUGGUAGUUGGAUAACCCUUUAAGUUCACUUUUAAUUCCUGACAAUUCUCACGUUUCCAAAUAAGCCUGUGUCGGUAACAUACUGACAUACAGCCAACUCGUUAUAAUACAGUGAGACUGUUAGCUCUCAUUACUCUGCAAGUUCAACUUUGUCAAACUGGUGUACAAUGUCCUUAAGAUUUACGUGGAAUCUCCUUUCCCUUUCACAAAAGACUUGCAUUCCAGAGUCUUAGGAGUUAUCCCCCCUCUUUCCCCACUAAAUCUACAGAGGGUGUUCACUUACUGGAAUGGGAGAGCACUGCUCCACUUUUUUUUUUGUUUGGUAAGCUGGUGAUGUCAGCGGGGAGAUGGACAUUGCCAGGGCAACUCAAUCCCAGUUAAGAAUGCUGCGGCGAUCGAGGGAAAGAUCUUUUCAUAUGAAAAGAAGCGGAACAAAAGACCCGAGAAAGAAAGCGGGUUCCUGGGUCUGGGAACUGAUUCCAGGCAGUGACCCCGUGCUGUGCUUCCCAAUUAACAUCCCCUCCUCUGUGUAUCCCCCUUCUUCCCCCCGCACUAUAGAAAGUGAGGUCAUGCAAAGGGAACUGCUAAAUCAGAAUCGAAGUGGAGGAAUUGCACAAACAUGUCUCAUUCACACUUUUUUUUUCUUGCCCAGAUUCUAAUGUUUCUACAGUUACCUGUACUAUUAAUGACUGAAUGAAUUAAUAUGAAUUACAUAUUUUUGAAGUUGGUGGAUUAUGUCGGGGUCCUUCUGUGGGGUUCUGGGGUCCUCAGCCAAGGAUUAAUGGGGUUUUUACCCCUCUCACUCAGGGUAAAGCUAUAUGAAGGAGUGGACCUGGUGGCUGAUUCUGGAGUUAUCAUUGACACCACCAUGAGAGGGGGUCGACUGGGGGUCUUCUGCUUUUCCCAGGAAAAUAUCAUCUGGUCCAACUUGCAGUACCGGUGUAAUGGUAAGUUUGUGGAAAGGGUGGUGUAGUUGGUUAUAGUGAUGGAUAUUCCGGUCCACACAAGUAUUGGUGAAGUGCAAGUGUAGUCAAGUGCUACAUGAUGGAAUAGCAAGGGCUACGUGAAUACAUGUGAUGAUGGUUAGUGAUGUGUAGGUAGUGACCGUUAGGUGUUGCACGGACCAUACAAGCAUUAUUGUAAUGCCAAGAGUUGUUCUGGUGACUAUGGUGUCCCUGUGGUCUGUAUAUUGGUGAGAAUUUCUACUGAAGGCCACAUGAGAUUACCUAUUUUAACAAAAAAGUAUUGAGGGCCACACAUAUACAGCUGGUUGUGGCAGAUACAUGGGAAGUCAGCUAAUAAGGGGAAACAUGAUUAUUCUAAGGACAACCCAAAAGCCGUGAUAUUCCCCUGCUUUCAUAUUAGAUUUAUUCUUACACUAGCCAAAGAAAUUAGAUAUUUAAAUGUCACAUAAUUAGCAAGAUAGAACCAGUGGCUGUACUGAUAGGUGAAAGCCAACUGCCCUGUCUAAUCUGCCUUUUAUAAAAGCACUCAUGUUUUUCAGGAUUUAGUUUUCUGGGAAUACCUUUAACCAUCUCAAGCUCUCCUACGGCUAGCAAUUGUUUUUACAACUUCUCGAUGAGUUGAAGUGUAAGUUCUUGGUUGAAGACUAGUUUCAGUGAUCUAGAAAUGAAAAGAUUUUCAGGGUCAGUACUUUUCUGUAAUAUGCAGAUAAAUAUAUUGAGGAGUAUAAUCUUUCUCUUAACAGACACAACUCCAGAGGACUUCGAGCCAUUCAGACGGAUUCUCCUGGAAGGGAGAGAGUAGCAGAUAUACAUCAUUUAUCAAACUAUCAAAACUUUUGGAGUCUGUGCCCUAAGAGCGAUCACCAUACUGUACCAGACAUUUGAACCAAAGCUCCACAGACUAUGGCAGACUCCUGCAGUGCCCUAGGUGGGCACAGUAGAGGGGAUCUUACACAAGCUUUCCAUGAAUUAGGACAUCUUAUCUCCUCAUAAAAAGCACAAAGAGAACUUGUCAAGCUGGGACUGGGAAUUAUUACCCUAUAGUUGAGUAUGAAAAUCCAGGGAACUAACCUUCUAAGGAGGUUGACUUCUUCAAUACCAGUAUGCAACAGCAUUCACUAAUCCUCAAAUUGGCCAGAGUGUAAAUAACUAUAACGGACUCCCCAAUCGACCAGUCAAGCUUACUAAGCAGCAAAGCACAGUAGGUGUCAUGCAAACAAAAUGGCUGACAAAGACUCUUGGGCCAUAAUCUAUACACAUUUAUGGAACUGAUAAGCAUAAUGAGGACAUUUCAUUUUUACGGUUUAAUGGUUGCCGUUUCUACGUGUUGCUUAAAUUGUAUUCCUCCACUGUGCAGUUGAUUAUAAUGUCACAUUGUGACCAAAAUCAGUACAAUUUUUUCAUAAAGUUCAGAAUGGUUUUCUAGUGAGUGACAUCUUGUGCUCUGUUCUAUAGGUCUGCAUUUAUAAAAGUAUUCUGUUAUAAAAGACACGUCAAGAAAUUGAACAGUCUCUUCGUACGUCGGUUCUUAGACUAUACUGCAAGUUGGUCUAGUCCUGACAAAAUAAGAGCAUAUAUAUUGUAUGGUUUUUGGAAAAAGCUGAGUGAUUUAAGAAGUGCUUAGUUAUUAGGUUUACAUUUUAUGAAACGGUAUGUGAGGUCACCUAAGGAGUGGAAUGUAGGAAAAAGUUACUGAAAGGUGUUUCAAUACAUCAAGAAGAAAAUAUGUUUAGGUUAAAGGAGCCAGAUCCUGGUAGAGAAUAAUGUUUGACACCUACAGCUAUGAAGGAAAUGUACUGAUGCAUUGUAAUACAGAAAGGAUAGCAUCCUGAUAAUGCACAGUGUGUUAUGGAUGGUUCGGUGGGCAUAAAUUACAUCGACUAUGCAACUAGGCACUUGACGAGUUAGAAUGGUACAGCAGAGAGUGGACAAUGUGCUGUAGGGAGGGAGAGUCUGUGGAUGGAUGAAGUGGCUGUAGAGGUAGGGACAAGUGCAAGAAUUGAGUAAAUGAAGGGAGGGCAUUGAAUGUGAGAUGUGAGGUGCUAUAAUAGGGGUAGGCAACCAUUGGCACUACAGAUGUGGUGAACUAUAUCUCUGCUAAUGCUUUUGCAGCAUUAUGGGUGAUGAAGUCUGCAACAUCUGGAGUGUGAAAGGUUGCCUACCCCUGUGCUUGGAUAGGGAAGGUAAAUGCUAGAAGAGAAACAUAGAAUGUGUCAGGAGAUAAGAACCAUUCGGCCCAUCUAGUCUGCCCAAUUUUCUAAAUACUUUCAUUAGUCCCUGGCUUUUUCUUGUAUCUAGGAUAGCCUUAUGCCUA